This is a messenger RNA of Coregonus sp. 'balchen', 58868 nucleotides long. The record is from the annotation of a GenBank genome assembly. NCBI's taxonomy places the organism in Eukaryota, Metazoa, Chordata, Actinopteri, Salmoniformes, Salmonidae.
AUGGUGUUUCCAAGCAGGGCCUCCAUAGCAACGGAGGCGGAGAGGGUUUUACGGGAUGGCACUUUUAAUCUGGAGGAAAUCCUGGUGGCUCUGCAUCGCUGUGACAAACGGUUGGAUGUCACACCACCUCUACAGCUCACUUAGAAUGUAUUCCACAACAACGGAGCUUAUAAGGGUUUUCCCACCAACACUGGAUCCUUUCUAUCAUAUAAUAUUGAAGCACACAAUCUAGUUAAUCCUCCACAUAGACCUAGAGUCCAUAGUGAAACUCUGCACAUCCCUUACACUAGUCUUCACAUUUUGCUGCCUUAAAAUGAAAUCCAAAAAGGGAAUGAAUUAGAUCAAUCAAUCAAUCAAUCAAUUUUAUUUUAUAUAGCCCUUCGUACAUCAGCUAAUAUCUCGAAGUGCUGUACAGAAACCCAGCCUAAAACCCCAAACAGCUAGUAAUGCAGGUGUAGAAGCACGGUGGCUAGGAAAAACUCCCUAGAAAGGCCAAAACCUAGGAAGAAACCUAGAGAGGAACCAGGCUAUGAGGGGUGGCCAGUCCUCUUCUGGCUGUGCCGGGUGGAGGUUAUAACAGAACCAUGCCAAGAUGUUCAAAAAUGUUCAUAAGUGACAAGCAUGGUCAAAUAAUAAUCAGGAAUAAAUCUCAGUUGGCUUUUCAUAGCCGAUCAUUAAGAGUUGAAAACAGCAGGUCUGGGACAGGUAGGGGUUCCAUAACCGCAGGCAGAACAGUUGAAACUGGAAUAGCAGCAAGGCCAGGCGGACUGGGGACAGCAAGGAGUCACCACGGCCGGUAGUCCCGACGUAUGGUCCUAGGGCUCAGGUCUCUCAGUUGGCUUUUCAUAGCCGAUCAUUAAGAGUUGAAAACAGCAGGUCUGGGACAGGUAGGGGUUUCGUAACCGCAGGCAGAACAGUUGAAACUGGAAUAGCAGCAAGGCCAGGCGGACUGGGGACAGCAAGGUGUCAGCAUGCCCGGUAGUCCUGACGUAUGGUCCUAGGGCUCAGGUUCUCAGAGAGAAAGAGAGAACGAGAGAAUUAGAGAGAGCAUACUUAAAUUCACACAGGACACUGGAUAAGACAGGAGAAGUACUCCAGGUAUAACCAACUAACCCCAGCCCCCCGACACAUAAACUACUGCAGCAUAAAUACUGGAGGCUGAGACAGGAGCGGUCCGGAGACACUGUGGCCCCAUCCGAAGAAACCCCCGGACAGGGCCAAACAGGAAGGAUAUAACCCCACCCACUCUGCCAAAGCACAGCCCCCGCACCACUAGAGGGAUAUCCUCAACCACCAACUUACAAUCCUGAGACAAGGCCGAGUAUAGCCCACAGAGGUCUCCACCACAGCACAAACCAAGGGGGGGCGCCAACCCAGACAGGAAGAUCACGUCAGUAACUCAACCCACUCAAGUGACGCACCCCUCCUAGGGACGGCAUGAAAGAGCACCAGCAAGCCAGUGACUCAGCCCCUGUAACAGGGUUAGAGGCAGAGAACCCCAGUGGAGAGAGGGGAACCGGCCUGGCAGAGACAGCAAGGGCUGUUCGUUGCUCCAGAGCCUUUCCGUUCACCUUCACACUCCUGGGCCAGACUACACUCAAUCAUAUGACCUACUGAAGAGAUAAGUCUUCAGUAAAGACUUAAAGGUUGAGACCGAGUCUGCGUCUCUCACAUGGGUAGGCAGACUGUUCCAUAAAAAUGGAGAUCUAUAGGAGAAAGCCCUGCCUCCCGCUGUUUGCUUAGAAAUUCUAGGGACAAUUAGGAGGCCUGCGUCUUGUGACCGUAGCGUACGUAUUGGUAUGUACGGCAGGACCAACUCGGAAAGAUAGGUAGGAGCAAGCCCAUGUAACGCUUUAUAGGUUAACAGUAAAACCUUGAAAUCAGCCCUUGCCUUAACAGGAAGCCAGUGUAGGGAAGCUAGCACUGGAGUAAUAUGAUCAAAUUUCUUGGUUCUAGUCAGGAUUCUAGCAGCCGUAUUUAGCACUAACUGAAGUUUAUUUAGUGCUUUAUCCGGGUAGCCGGAAAGUAGAGCAUUGCAGUAGUCUAACCUAGAAGUAACAAAUGCAUGGAUUAAAUUUUUCUGCAUCAUUUUUGGACAGAAAAUUUCUGAUUUUUGCAAUGUUACGUAGAUGGAAAAAAGCUGUCCUUGAAACAGUCUUGAUAUGUUCGUCAAAAGAGAGAUCAGGGUCAAGAGUAACGCCGAGGUCCUUCACAGUUUUAUUUGAGACGACUUUACAACCAUCAAGACGAAUUGUCAGAUUUAACAGAAGAUCUCUUUGUUUCUUGGGACCUAGAACAAGCAUCUCUGUUUUGUCCGAGUUUAAAAGUAGAAAGUUUUCAGCCAUCCACUUCCUUAUGUCUGAAACACAGGCUUCUAGCGAGGGCAAUUUUGGGGCUUCACCAUGUUUCAUUGAAAUGUACAGCUGUGUGUCAUCCGCAUAGCAGUGAAAGUUAACAUUAUGUUUUCGAAUAACAUCCCCAAGAGGUAAAAUAUAUAGUGAAAACAAUAGUGGUCCUAAAACGGAACCUUGAGGAACACCGAAAUGUACAGUUGAUUUGUCGGAGGACAGACCAUUCACAGAGACAAACUGAUAUCUUUCCGACAGGUAAGAUCUAAACCAGGCCAGAACUUGUCCGUGUAGACCAAUUUGGGUUUCCAGUCUCUCCAAAAGAAUGUGGUGAUCGAUGGUGUCAAAGGCAGCACUAAGGUCUAGUAGCACGAGGACAGAUGCAGAGCCUCGGUCUGACGCCAUUAAAAGGUCAUUUACCACCUUCACAAGUGCAGUCUCAGUGCUAUGAUGGGGUCUAAAACCAGACUGAAGCAUUUCGUAUACAUUGUUUGUCUUCAGAAAGGCAGUGAGUUGCUGCGCAACAGCUUUUUCUAAAAUUUUUGAGAGGAAUGGAAGAUUCGAUAUAGGCCGAUAGUUUUUUAUAUUUUCCGGGUCAAGGUUUGGCUUUUUCAAGAGAGGCUUUAUCACUGCCACUUUUAGUGAGUUUGGUACACAUCCGGUGGAUAGAGAGCUGUUUAUUAUGUUCAACAUAGGAGGGCCAUGUUGAACAUGUAGGACAAAGUAGGAUGAUCGAGCAGCAGUGAGGGCUCUUCGGUACUGCACGGUACUGUCUUUCCAAGCUAGUCGGAAGACUUCCAGUUUGGUGUGGCGCCAUUUCCGUUCCAAUUUCCUGGAAGCUUGCUUCAAAGCUCGGGUAUUUUCUGUAUACCAGGGAGCUAGUUUCUUAAGACAAAUGUUUUUCGUUUUUAGGGGUGCAACUGCAUCUAGGGUAUUGCGCAAGGUUAAAUUGAGUUCCUCAGUUAAGUGGUUAACUGAUUUUUGUCCUCUGACGUCCUUGGGUAGGCAGAAGGAGUCUGGAAGGGCAUCAAGGAAUUUUUGUGUUGUCUGAGAAUUUAUAGCACGACUUUUGAUGCUCCUUGGUUGGGGUCUGAGCAGAUUAUUUGUUGCGAUUGCAAACGUAAUAAAAUGGUGGUCCGAUAGUCCAGGAUUUUGUGGAAAAACAUUAAGAUCUACAACAUUUAUUCCAUGGGACAAAACUAGGUCCAGAGUAUGACUGUGGCAGUGAGUAGGUCCAGAGACAUGUUGGACAAAACCCACUGAGUCGAUGAUGGCUCCGAAAGACUUUUGGAGUGGGUCUGUGGACUUCUCCAUGUGAAUAUUAAAAUCACCAAAAAUUAGAAUAUGAUCUGCUAUGACUACAAGGUCUGAUAGGAAUUCAGGAAACUCAGAGAGGAACGCUGUAUAUGGCCCAGGAGGCCUGUAAACAGUAGCUAUAAAAAGUGAUUGAGUAGGCUGCAUAGAUUUCAUGACUAGAAGCUCAAAAGACGAAAACGCCAUUUUUUUUUUUUGUAAAUUGAAAUUUGCUAUCGUAAAUGUUAGCAACACCUCCGCCUUUGCGGGAUGCACGGGGAAUAUGGUCACUAGUGUAACCAGGAGGUGAGGCCUCAUUUAACACAGCAAAUUCAUCAGGCUUAAGCCAUGUUUCAGUCAGGCCAAUCACAUCAAGAUUAUGAUCAGUGAUUAGUUCAUUGACUAUGACUGCCUUUGAAGUGAGGGAUCUAACAUUAAGUAACCCUAUUUUGAGAUGUGAGGUAUCACGAUCUCUUUCAAUAAUGGCAGGAAUGGAGGAGGUCUUUAUCCUAAUAAGAUUGCUAAGGCGAACACCGCCAUGUUUAGUUUUGCCCAACCUAGGUCGAGGCACAGACACAGUCUCAAUGGGUAUGGCUGAGCUGACUACACUGACUAUGCUAUUGGCAGACUCCACUAAGCUGGCAGGUUGGCUAACAGCCUGCUGCCUGGCCUGCACCCUAUUUUUUUUCCUGCUGAUCUACACAACCUACUCCACAUUAUCAAAGUGAAAGAACAAUUGUAUAAUUUGUUUGCGUAUGUCUUCACACCACAGAAUUAAUACUUGGUGAAAACACGUUUGGCAGCCAUUACAGCUGUAAACCAUUUUGAAUAAGAUUCUACCAACUUUGUACAACUCAUAGGGCAGCAUAUACCCAUCGUUUUUUCAAGCAGGUUUAAGUCAGGACUGAGAUUGGACCAUCCAGGAACACUCAACAGCUAUUGGAAAACCAUUCUGGUGUGUCUUUGGCAUUAAAAUUUGUGUAAUUGACCUGCUGAAAACUCUAUCCCACUAAGGCAGGGUUUCCUCAAACUUUUUAACUGGGCUUUCCUCCUUUCAUAAUUUUUUUUGAUCCUGACAAAUCAAUCUUUAUUUAUACAGAUAAAAUCGAAUCAAAUCCUGACAAACUUCCCAGUCCCUGCUGGUGACAAGCAUACCCAUAACACGAUGCUGCCACCACAAUACUUGAAAAUACAAAGGGUUUCACGCUGUGUUGUGUGGUAUUGGAUUUGACCCAAGCCUGUGGUUUUUAAUUUAGGCCAAAAAGUAAUCAGAGACAAGGUUUUAAUAUUGCUGUCCAUCAAUGACUCUCAAACAAAUUUACUGAGCUUGAUCAAUUUGGACUAAAACAAUGGGUAUACAUUUCCCUAAGAGUUGUGCAAAGUUGGUAGAAUCUUAUUCAAAAUGAUUCACAGCUGUAAUGGCUGCCAAAGGUGCUUCCAACAAGUAUUUACACUAGGGUGUGAAGUCAUACGCACUCAAGACAAGUUUUUGUAUUUUAUUAUUCAUUUGGAAGAUUUUCUAUUUUUAAAAAAAUCACUUUUAAAAUGUGGAAUAGGUUGUGUACAUCAGUAAGAACAAAAUCUAAUUCAAUCAAUUUUUAGACUACAUUUUUAGGCAGCAAAAUGUACAAGGGGUUUGUAAACUUUCAAUAGGCACUGUAGGUCCUCCACAGCUCACUUAGAUGCCAUCAGACAGCAUAAGGUUUUUUCCCCAACCCACUGGAUGCUUUCUUUCUACCAUACAAAACAAAUACAUCUUCAUCGCUCCAUUAUACAGAGACAAUAGAAAUGUGUCCAGUACCCUAACCAGCCCCACCACACAACACACACGACAGGCUUAAUGCAUACAAUAUAGUCACGCAAUGUAGCUCUUUUACAUACCUCCAUAAUUUCCAUCCUACAAGACUUCCUUUGCCACAACAGGGUAAUGUAAUUUUACUAAUGAAGGAAGAGCUGAUUAAUUUUUAAAGUGGAACUGACAGCGUUUGAACUACUUUGCAGAUAUGAAACAGACAAUCAUAAUAUCAGUGAAAAAUAUCAAAUUCCCAGUUUAUGCUUCAAAACCAACUUUAUGAGAGGUUUUAAAAAUAGGUUCUAUCAAAAUUCCAUGAGAUACAGCAAGCAAUGAGUCAACAAUUGAGUCAUCUACUUUAUGAAAUUAUAGCCUGAUGCGCUCGCAUAGGUGAAUUCAACUUCAAUUGUGCUGCUUUCGUGUGUCCUGUUUACAGCGUGCAGAGGAGGGAAAGUGUACAGACACAUGCCACAGUCCUAGCUAGGCUACUAAAAUGUUGCAGUCUGGCCUCGGUUUUUAAAGCUUGACAAUGAAUAACCAAAAAACUAAACCUGCAACACAAUGCAAAAGAGAAACAUGUAGGCCAGGGGUGUUAAACUCAUUCCACAGAUGGCAGAGUGUCAGUUUUUGGGUUUUCCUUUCAAUUAAGACCUAGACAACCAGGUGAGGGGAGUUCCUUACUAAUUAGUGACCUUAAUUCAUCCAUCAAGUAUAAGGGUGGAGCAAAAGCCUGCAGACACUCAGCCCUCUUUGGAAUGAGUUUGACAUAUGAUGUAGGCCUAUUAGAGCAAGAUUUGAGCAGUAGCCUAAGUUGGCUACUCAACUACAAUACAUUUUGAGUGCACCAUACAGCAAUGCUGCAUUCAACCGCACCAGUGAUCCUUGCAGUGCAAAUUUUUUCUAAACAUGUUUUAAGUUUAAAUGUUACAACAGCCUAUAGCGAAGUUUUUGUUAAAUCAAAUCAAAUCAAAUGGUAUUGGUCACAUACACGUGUUUAGCAGAUGUUAUUGCGGGUGUAGCGAAAUGCUUGUGCUUCUAGCUCCGACAGUGCAGUAAUAUCUAACAAGUAAUAUCUAACAAUUUCACAAUUAUACCCAAUACAGACAAAUCUAAGUAAGGAAUGAAUUAAGAAUAUAUACAUAUACAGUGGGGAAAAAAGGUAUUUAGUCAGCCACCAAUUGUGCAAGUUCUCCCACUUAAAAAGAUGAGAGAGGCCUGUAAUUUUCAUCAUAGGUACACGUCAACUAUGACAGACAAAAUGAGAAAAAUUUUUUCCAGAAAAUCACAUUGUAGGAUUUUUUAUGAAUUUAUUUGCAAAUUAUGGUGGAAAAUAAGUAUUUGGUCAAUAACAAAAGUUUCUCAAUACUUUGUUAUAUACCCUUUGUUGGCAAUGACACAGGUCAAAUGUUUUCUGUAAGUCUUCACAAGGUUUUCACACACUGUUGCUGGUAUUUUGGCCCAUUCCUCCAUGCAGAUCUCCUCUAGAGCAGUGAUGUUUUGGGGCUGUCGCUGGGCAACACAGACUUUCAACUCCCUCCAAAUAUUUUCUAUGGGGUUGAGAUCUGGAGACUGGCUAGGCCACUCCAGGACCUUGAAAUGCUUCUUACGAAGCCACUCCUUCAUUGGCUGGGCGGUGUGUUUGGGAUCAUUGUGAUGGUGAAAGACCCAGCCACGUUUCACCUUCAAUGCCCUUGCUGAUGGAAGGAGGUUUUCACUCAAAAUCUCACGAUACAUGGCCCCAUUCAUUCUUUCCUUUACACGGAUCAGUCGUCCUGGUCCCUGUGCAGAAAAACAGCCCCAAAGCAUGAUGUUUCCACCCCCAUGCUUCACAGUAGGUAUGGUGUUCUUUGGAUGCAACUCAGCAUUCUUUGUCCUCCAAACACGACGAGUUGAGUUUUUACCAAAAAGUUCUAUUUUGGUUUCAUCUGACCAUAUGACAUUCUCCCAAUCCUCUUCUGGAUCAUCCAAAUGCACUCUAGCAAACUUCAGACGGGCCUGGACAUGUACUGGCUUAAGCAGGGGGACACGUCUGGCACUGCAGGAUUUGAUUCCCUGGCGGCGUAGUGUUUUACUGAUGGUAGGCUUUGUUACUUUGGUCCCAGCUCUCUGCAGGUCAUUCACUAGGUCCCCCCGUGUGGUUCUGGGAUUUUUGCUCACCGUUCUUGUGAUCAUUUUGACCCCACGGGGUGAGAUCUUGCGUGGAGCCCCAGAUCGAAGGAGAUUAUCAGUGGUCUUGUAUGUCUUCCAUUUCCAAAUAAUUGCUCCCACAGUUGAUUUCUUCAAACCAAGCUGCUUACCUAUUGCAGAUUCAGUCUUCCCAGCCUGGUGCAGGUCUACAAUUUUGUUUCUGGUGUCCUUUGACAGCUCUUUGGUCUUGGCCAUAGUGGAGUUUGGAGUGUGACUGUUUGAGGUUGUGGACAGGUGUCUUUUAUACUGAUAACAAGUUCAAACAGGUGCCAUUAAUACAGGUAACGAGUGGAGGACAGAGGAGCCUCUUAAAGAAGAAGUUACAGGUCUGUGAGAGCCAGAAAUCUUGCUUGUUUGUAGGUGACCAAAUACUUAUUUUCCACCAUAAUUUGCAAAUAAAUUCAUAAAAAAUCCUACAAUGUGAUUUUCUGGAUUUUUUAAAAACAUUUUGUCUGUCAUAGUUGACGUACCUAUGAUGAAAAUUACAGGCCUCUCUCAUCUUUUUAAGUGGGAGAACUUGCACAAUUGGUGGCUGACUAAAUACUUUUUUUCCCCACUGUAUGGACGAGCGAUGUCAGAGCGGCAUGGACUAAGAUACAGUAGAAUAGUAUAGAAUACAGUAUAUACACAUGAGAUGAGUAAUGCAAGAAAUGUAAACAUUAUUAAAGAGACUAAGAUCCCGUAGAAUAGUAUAGAAUACAGUAUAUACAUAUGAGAUGAGUAAUGCAAGAUAUGUAAACAUUAUGAAAGUGGCUAGUGUUUCAUUUCUUAAAGUGGCCAGUGAUUUCUAGUCUAUGUCUAUAGGCAGCAGCCUCUAAUGUGCAGGUGUUCUCGGGGUGAUGAGAGGUGUUGUGUUUGCGCCAGACAUAGCGUUUUCCUUGAUGGCCAAAAAGCUAAAUUUUAGUCUCAUCUGACCAGAGUACCUUCUUCCAUAUGUUUGGGGAGUCUCCCACAUGGCUUUUGGCGAACACCUAACGUGUUUGCUUAUUUUAUUCUUUAAGCAAUGGCUUUUUUCUGGCCACUCUUCCGUAAAGCCCAGCUCUGUGGAGUGUACGGCUUAAAGUGGUCCUAUGGACAGAUACUCCAAUCUCCGCUGUGGAGCUUUGCAGCUCCUUCAGGGUUAUCUUUGGUCUCUUUGUUGCAUCUCUGAUUAAUGCCCUCCUUGCCUGGUCCAUGAGUUUUGGUGGGCGGCCCUCUCUUGGCAGGUUUGUUGUGGUACCAUAUUCUUUCAAUUUUUUUAAUAAUGGAUUUAAUGGUGCUCCGUGGGAUGUUCAAAGUUUCUGAUAUUUUUUUUAUAACCCAACCCUGAUCUGUACUUCUCCACAACUUUGUCCCUGACCUGUUUGGAGAGCUCCUUGGUCUUCAUGGUGCUGCUUGCUUGGUGGUGCCCCUUGCUUAGUGGUGUUGCAGACUCUGGGGCCUUUCAGAACAGGUGUAUAUAUACUGAGAUCAUGUGACAGAUCAUGUGACACUUAGAUUGCACACAGGUGGACUUUAUUUAACUAAUUAUGUGACUUCUGAAGGGAAUUGGUUGCACCAGAUCUUAUUUAGGGGCUUCAUAGUAAAGAGGGUGAAUACAUAUGCACGCACCACUUUUCAGUUAUUUAUUUUUUAGAAUUUUUUGAAACACGUUAUUAUUUUCAUUCCACUUCACCAAUUUGGACUAGUUAAUUACAUGAAAUGCAAAUAAAAAUCCAUUAAAAAAUGACGCCAAGGGGGAUGAAUACUUUUGCAAGGCACUGUAUGGUCCCACAGUUGACAGUGCAUGUCAGAGCAAAAACCAAGCCAAGGAAUUGUCCGUAGAGCUCAGAGACAGGAUUGUGUCGAGGCACAGAUCUGGAGAAGGGUACCAAAACAUUUCUGCAGCAUUGAAGGUCCCCAAGAACACAGUGGCCUCCAUCAUUCUUAAAUGGAAGAAGUUUGGAACCACCAAGACUCUUCCUAGAGCUGGCCGACGGCAAAACUGGCAAUCAGGGGAGAAGGGCAUUGGUCAGGGAGGGGACCAAGAACCCGAUGGUCAUUCUGACAGAGUUCUAGAGUUCCCCUGUGGAGAUGGGAGAAACUUCCAUAAGGACAACCAUCUCUGCAGCACUCAACCAAUCAGGCCUUUAUGGUAGAGUGGCCAGAAGGAAGCCACUCUUCAGUAAAAGGCACAUGACAGCCCACUUAGAGUUUGCCAAAAGGCACCUAAAGGACUCUCAGACAAUGACAAACAAUAUUCUCUGGUCUGAUGAAACCAAGAUUGAACUCUUUGGCCUGACUGCCAAGCGUCACCUCUGGAGGAAACCUGGCACCAUCCCUACGGUGAAGCAUGGUGGUGGCAGCAUCAUGCUGUGAGGAUGUUUUUCAGUUGCAGGGACUGGGAGACUAGUCAGGUUUGAGGGAAAGAUGAAUGGAGCAAAGUAUAGAGAGAUCCUUGAUGAAAACCUGCUCCGGAGCGCUCAGGACCUCAGACUGGGGCGAAGGUUCACCUUCCAACAGGAUAACGACCCUAAGCACACAGCCAAGACAACCCAGGAAUGGCUUCGGGACAAGUCUCUGAAUGUCCUUGAGUGGCCCAGCCAGAGCCCGGACUUGAACCCGAUCGAACUUCUCUGGAGAGACCUGAAAAUAGCUGUCCAGCGACUUUCCCCAUCAGAGCUUGAGAGGAUCUGCAGAGAAGAAUGGGAGAAUCUACCCAAAUACAGAUGUUCUAACCUUGUAGCGUCAUACCCAAGAUAACUCAAGGCUGUAAUCGCUGCCAUAGGUGCUUCAACAAAGUACUGAGUAAAGGAUCUGAAUUCUUUUGUAAAUUUGAUAUUGAAGUUUUUUAUUUUUAAUACAUUUGCAAACAUUUCUAAAAACCUGUUUCUGCUUUGUCAUUAUGGGGUAUUGUGUGUAGAUUGAUGAGGGGUAAAAAACCAUUUAAUCCAUUUAAACCACAAAAUGUGGAAAAAGUCAAGGGGUCAGAAUAGUGGACAUUAUAAAGGGCCAUAUGUUUUCAAAUAAAACAAUGGCCAGUUAGGAUCGCAGUUGCAAGUUUUUUUGUAAAAACAAAUAGGCUUUGUCUGGUCUGCGAAUUCGUUGUGUUUUUUCAAUAUAGCCCUUGCGCUGAUUGAGUUUGACAUCCCUGUGCUAGCGUAUCUAUUUAUGUAACUAGCUAUUUAUUUAGCAAGCUAAAAACAUAGAGCCUAAUGUUAGCUAGUUAGCUAGCUGCUGGGAGGUGUCAUGUCAUUGGCGGAGUGGGUGAGUGAAUGACGUUUUAUUGUUUUUCGUGGCUACAGCUAGAAAUGCUGCAAGUGUCAUUUGGUUAGCUAGCAAGAAAUGUGAAUCGCUAAGCUAGCGAGCUAGCUAUGUUGAACUUGAACGACUGUUAUCCACAGUUAGCAUAUCUCUUAGUUGUCAAUCAAAUGUAUUUGGCAUUGAUCAAAUGGGCGGGUAGGCAGCCAAGUUCCCAUUCAGUUGUCAAAACGUGUUGGGACAAGCAUGCAUUGGCAGGCAAGCUGCAGAAGGAUGAGCAGGCUACUAUUCCCCAUCAUUUAUCAGUGCAAUUUUGAUGGCCAACUAGCUGAAAAAGUUUGAUAGGGUUACCUCAUUCGAUUUUAGCUCAUCUUGCUCUGGCUAGCGUUAGUUGUUGAUCUUGUUGUUGUUGAUGUGCAUAGGCAACUGAGGGAGAGAGAGCUUACCUUUUCAUGGUCAUUUGAUCAAUAGGAUUGUGAAGGUUCCCAAAUGUAAGAGGACUCCCGUGGUAUUUACAUAUUUGCAGAAAUACAUUCAGGUGUAUUUUGUGGUUUUUGGCGAAUGCGUUCUAAUAAUCUAAAGUUGCUACUGCCUGUAAGCACACAGUCCAGUUCAAAGUGAAUGAUGGCAGGCCCUUGUGGCAAAUAGCUUAUUUGCAUAUAGGCUUACUGUAGCUCUGAUUGGCUAUGGCGCACAGGUCUGCGUAGACUCCGGUCCUGGACAGUGUCUAUUAAUUGUCCAAACGCAUGGCUGCUUUCCCACUCUAUAUUGCUAUAGAAUUUUCACAAAUGCCUUAGUAUACGUAAUUCCCAAACAUUUUAUGAAUUUAUGAAAAUUUGAAAAUGACCAUAUCGCUUGUCAGAAAAUGUAAAAAAAUGUGUCAUAUUCUUCCUGGGGGUGUAUAUGAGCAGAUUGUAAUAAGAUGUUGCUAAAAUGCUGUAAGUUCCACUUUAAAUCUAUUAAUAAUCACAUUCACCACACUCCUUAUCAAUAAUGCAAGAUAGCAGAGCAGAUGAACAGAUCCAUAGAUCAUCUGGAUGGAGAUGAGAGCACAGAGCACUGUCUAAAGCUGCUGUGUGCCUCCCAUGGGCAGGGCUGUGCUGGCUGUGAUGUUUUCUUUUCACAUUGCCCUUUCCAGCACAGUUCCAGCAACUAUGCGUAAUGUGAAAAGGGUGUAAACCUGUGAGCCUCACAUGGGUAGGGCUGUUUCAGCUGGAUCCUAGACCUGGCAGGGUAGGUUGCUCAUGCUCCAUAGCAGACCUGGGUUCAAUUAUGAUUAAAAUAGAAGAGUCAUAAAACUGCAAACGCAACCCAACUGGCACUCCAGGCAGUCUAACACAAACAGAUUUCAAAUAGUGUUUGAACCCAGUUUUACUCCAUAGUGGUAAAUAUAACAGCCAGGUUCACAGGGAGCAGGCUAUUCUCUGUUCUCUGUGCAUAAAAAAUAUUAAUAAAUGAAAAAACAUUGUUUUGUCAUUUAGCAGACACUCUUAUCCAGAGCGGCUUACAGGAGCAAUUAGGACAGCUUUUCCCAAACUCAGUCCUGGGGACACUUUGAUUUAUGCCCUAGCACUACACAGCUGAUUCAAGUAAUCAAAGCUUGAUGAUUAGUUGAUUAUUUGAAUCAGCUGUGUAGUGCUAGGGCAAAAACCAAAGUGUUCACCUCUUGGGGUCACCAGGACCAAGUUUGGAAAACCCUGAAUUAGGGUUAAAUGCCUUGCUCGAGGGCAUAUCGACAGAUUUUUUCACCUAUUUGGCUUAGGAAUUUGAAUCAGCAACCUUUCGGUUACUGUUCCAACACUCUUAACUGCUAGGCUACCUGCCACCUACCUGUUCUCCAGAUAAGUGAGUAUUAUAGAGUGUGAUAGAGAAGAGUGUAAUCUAGAGGCAGAUAGAUAGCAGGUAUAAUAUAAAGCAUAACCACUGAGGCACAAGAAACUCUGUGUUUAAAUCCACUCUCAUCUCAUCGUGAUACACUGGCUUUCCUGGCUCUGGCAAUUCCCUUACACUGUGAGAGGUUAAUAAAUUAUUCAUUACCCUUUUGUAUCCAUAGGGAAGUUCAUUUCGCCUGGCUGAGUGUCUCCAUGUCUCCGGAUGAGUCUCUGACACAUAGUCUUAAACAUUAACUCUUGGACUUGGGUCGCAAUUCAGUCAUGUUUAGUAAGGUAACGGGCUGGUGGAUCUGGUACCUGAGAUUGACAUGAAUGGAGAUGAGCGUAAAUGUGUUUCUCUUGAUAUCAGGGAUUUACUCAGGAGAGUGGAACAUCAUUAGCCUAGUUCCAUAUUUGUUUGUGCUGUCUCGCCAACUCCUAUGCUCAUGGUAUGAAAAAAAAAUAAAUGUAUGCACUCACUAACUGUAAGUCGCUCUGGAUAAGAGCGUCUGCUAAAUGACUAAAAUGUAAAUGUAAAUGGCACGACUGCAAAACAGAUUUGGGAACAGGCUAGAACUCAGACGGAAAUGUUGUGUAGUUCUGUGUUGACUGGACAUGAUCCUCUGUUGUGGAAGGUGUCGUUUCAGCUCUACUGAAAGUCACAGCCAACUGCACAGUAUAAGCCCGAGGUCAGGGGUGGGUAAAGGACCCGUUUUGUAGGCCCUCAGAUAAAUCCCCCCCCACACCCCAAUGAUUUUGUUAGUCAGUCUCAAUCAGAUAUCAUAUUAAAAACUGUAAAAACUGCAAACAUUUCUCUCCCCCCUAUGGCAAAAUGUGUAUAAUUGCAGAAUAUUAGCUCUAAAACAGCAAAUUUUCCUCUCCGCCCCAUUGCAAAACCAGUAGAAUUACAUGAAAUUAGUUAUGAAAUUGCAACAUCUUCUCUCGGGGGGGGGGGAGGCGCAAACCCGCGAGCAAAUGCAGCCUCUCAUGGUGAGUUCAUAUGUUUUGUGGCCCCCACCCCCAUCAAAGUUGCCCAUCCCUGACCUAGGUAUUACGAAUGAUUGAUGGACACACUUUUAAGGUGGACAUCCUUUUCUAGCAAACUAAACAAUUAAUUUGUUCAGCAAGUGAUGCGUUAAUCUGUUCAACCAACAGUAUUGGCAUUUUACACACCCGUCUGAGACCAAGACGUUCCGACCGGCCUGCUAAACAGUCCUAUGUGUGUUGCCCUAUUUACUGUGGCAUAGCUAGUGAUGCUUUCCAGUCGUCCAGAGGAAACAAACUGACUGAGAAGCUAGAUCAUUAGGCCUCCAUCCACUGUGACACUGAGUGAUGUUUCUCCCUAACAUUGCCUGGGGACUGACAAUGUCUUUCUGCUUCAUCCGGAAUACAUAAAAUGGCCUAAAUCAAAUUGACUCAAUAUUGUUAGCAUGGAGAAGAAAUACAGUAUUUGAUAUGGGGUUGUACUUCAUAAAGGCCCCGUUUCCUGAUUGGUAUUUUUGUCUGUUUCAUGCUAAUAUUGAGUUUAAGAAAACAUAUGUUUGUACAGUAGUGGUGCAUUUUUAGGGAUGCGUUGUUGGAAAUUAGGUUUACAUUGUUUCACAGCCGUGCUGGUAAUGAGAGCCACAUCCAGUCAAACCUUCCUAAUGACGCUGUCCAAUCAGUGGUCCUGAAAUAACAACAGUGUGCAUUUCUAGUCGGCCAUGGUGAGAACGCGCUCCUCUCUAAUUUGAGUGUCUGUUUCAGUAGCUAAACCCAUCGCUGUCCUCGUUGUGGUCCUGAAAUGAUUGCUAUUGCAUUGACAUUAUCCCCUCCAGGUGAUUUGCAGCUGGAUAGUACUGUUUUCUUCAUGCAUUUAUUUGGUGAAAUAGAAAUGAAUUGUAAAUCAAUCUGGAAUAUACCGUGAUAUGAAAUGUAUGUUAUACCGCCUAUUCCUAUGUGAAUUACAGAAUCGUUUGCAGUAUGUUAGAGGUUCUUGACAACUCUGCCCUGAUUCAGGCAGUCAGACGGAUGCUGGACGCUAAGCCAAUAUGUCACACCAUCUGGAGUCAAGGUGUUCAGGUGCAGAUUGGGCAAAAGUUCACUCUGGGAAUGCAAAAUCGUAGCAUUUUGCUUCUUACAAAACAACUAAUGUUGACAUGUCAAAAUAAUUUCACAUUGGGAACUCCCAAGAGUUCCUUCCCAAUUCCACCCUUGGUUGUGUUCCUCUGGUAUACUGGAGGUUUGUUUGUUCACCUUAAUAUGAUUUAGUUCCUCCCUCUGGAGCUGCCCCUGGCCCUGAUCCUAGAAGACAGUCAGGGCCACACUGUUGACCCUGUGUGACAGAAUGGUCCCUUUUGGUCGACCUCACUGCAGGUUAAUGACACCAACAGGGUCACACUAGAUCUUUAGAACAGGUCACUGUAGAGUAGAUUGUUAAACUAGACACUGUAGAACAGUUGCAGUGCUAUACACCAAUCACAGUAAUAGGUACAGUCACUGAGAGGUGAAACUAGCCCCUGGAUCCAGCAGAGUAGAGCCACCCAGGGAAGGGAUGUUAUGGUCCCUGACUGUGUCAGAUUAGCAUUUUGGAGUGUUAUAUCCUCUCUUGCAUGACUGAGUUCAUUACAGAGUCCCAGCUUGGCCAGCUGAUCCCCAUCCUAUCCACUGGGGUUCUCAUUAGCGCCCAGUACACAGUAAAUGGGCUAGAUGCAAGACUGACCGGGACUUAAAGUACAGGGUUUCGGUUAUAGUGCACACUUGUAUUGCUGUACAGUACACUUUGAUCUUAUCAUACUGCAUGAAUAGAAAGUUAGAGAUUUUGAAUAAGGUCUGCCUAAGGUGUUAUCCGAAUUAACUUCAAAGCCGAAACCCAUAUCCUCUUACCUCACGUGUCAUACUUUUAGCUACCUUGGGUUUGACAUUUUGACAAUGGUUCUGUCUGGCAUUGGCUUUCACUUUGCAGAGAUUCUUUCUGGGCCCAGCACGCUUUAACAGUGUGCUGUAACACCCAUGUAAUAUCCAAGGUAUAUCAGUAUCAGACCUGCUGUGCUAGGCAACUGUUUAAUUGCCUCCAAGACCCUAUAGGCUAAACAACCAUUUAACAAGCCAACAUGAUACUUCCUUCCUUCUGAGUCUAGCGUGUCUCAUGGUGAUUCAAAGGGGUCUGUGUGUGUUUCCGUGGUGAUUGGAGGAGUCUGGAGGAAGUGGAGGCGACAGACAGUCAUGAUGAAUGAUGUAGCUGUCUGGAGAAGAUGCUCUAGGGAGGUAAUGUGCUGCUGGAGUACUUUUUAUGGAGCUAGUCAUUUUUCGACUGUGGCUGUGGCCUCGUCUGGACUGGACUGGACUGGACUGAGGGAGAACCACAACGUAGAGUGUUUACUGGAUCACAAAAAUGACUGUAAAGUCGCAACGGUUUGAGCUACAAACUAUUAUGACCCCACUAUGAAAAGCUGAGACUCACGAAUGCACAUGUAAUGUUUUGCUCUAUGACGCUCACAUGCCACACAAGAGUCGUUAGAAGGUAAGAAGUUCUUCUACAUAGAAUAUCAUAGGAAAUCCCAGCACAUAGUGUCUAUAAUACUGUAAUAAGCUCACAUAGUCGCUGUCACAAACUCCAAACUCCACACAGUUGCCACUGACUAGUUGGACAUCCAUUUCCCACUGAGCAAACAAUUUCUGUACUUACAGCAUUCUUAUAAAUGCAUUAUUUAUCAGGUUUUUGCUUGGUGGACCUUAUUUGUUUAUUGACAUUUGUCAAUAAAACUCAUGAAUACAACUUUUUAUAUCAAAUUGUUUUGUGUUCUGCUUGUAGCCCUGGUUGGCCUGAAAAUAAAAUGGUAAAACACUUCAAUGUGAGCCUAAAUAUGAGUGCAGAGCAAGCAUAUUAAUUAAAGUAGUGAAUUUCUGCUUUUUCACUGUGGGAGGCCUCGGACGAAUUGAGUUUUUAAGAUGCUAUUCUCACACUGCUAUUCUCUUAUUGCAGGAUGGAUCUCACCACUUGAUACUGUCAAGGUCAUGGCAUAUGAUUUCAAGCUGCCCAUCAGUUUCUUGGCUGUCUGAAAACAACAAGUAGAAAAGGUUCUGGUCUGCUUCCUUUACUUCACAGCUCAGUUUUAAAUUACAUUUGUGAGCAGUGAUUGAGAAACUCUCAGCACAGAGCUAUAAAAGGGAAGUCAAUGACAAUGAGAACCAGGCAUCACACAGUGAGAGAAAUGGGCAGGAAAUGAACUAAAGGAAGGACAGUAGAACCAUUUUAAACACAUAAUGGCUUGGGUCUCAAUUACUGUAUGAAGUGGUAUCAGUCAAAUAUAACCAGUAUAAAUAUCUAGCCUACAUACAGCGUUUUCUAUUUGAAAAACGUCCCUGUUGGACAGAAUUGGGGUUGUGACAAAGUGUUAUUGUAAAAUGUAUUUUGAAGCAUCAUCAAUAUCCAAUUUUAAAGCAGUGCCUGUUCGAAUUAAGGAUACCGGUAGUAGUGUGUGAAAGUGUGUCAUCCAGUAUGUCAUCCAGAGCUCUAAACUAGGGCAACAAUAUUGCAAAGGCUACAUGGUAUGUGUGUACUGGAGAGCUCCCAUCACGUGACGUCAGAUGCCCCAGGUUUUGGUGGUCAGAUUUGGAGAGAGUGCAGGAUAAUCCAAAAUGCGCCUGAACAGGUAUUUCAAUACAUCCAUAUCUCACCCAAUUAUCAAUUUGUCACGAUCGUUUACGGACAAGAAGGACCAAGGCGCAGCGUGAUAAGCGUACAUGUUUAUUACAACUGUGCAAACACGACAAAACAACAAACAAACGAUACGUGAAGUCUUAAGGUACACACAACAAACCUAUACGGAACAAGAUCCGACAACCCACUAGUGCCAACAGGCUACCUAAGUAUGGUACCCAAUCAGAGACAACGAGCUACAGCUGCCUCUGAUUGGGAACCACCCUGGCCAACAUAGAUCUAAACGAUCUAGAAACUAAACAUAGAAAACACAACAUAGAAACUACACACCCUGGCUCAACAUUUAAGAGUCCCCAGAGCCAGGGCGUGACAGUACCCCCCCCCCCCCAAAUGUGUGGACUCCGACCGCGCAACCUAAACAUAACAGGGUGGGGGCCGGGUGGGCAUUCCGCCUCCGGGCGUGACCACCACCUAUUAUCCGCCUCCCUGUUGCGCCCCUGGUCUGCUCUGGACCUCGGCGCGCUGCUUCCCCUCUCCUUCUUCCCACGAAGUACCAAGCCCUGUCUGGACCCUGGUGUGGGAGACCCCGAACCUAGAGAGGGGCUGACGUCUGGGUCUGGACUGGAACCGCUGACUGGAGCUGGACCCGACGAUGGUGGAGCGAACUGCUCUGACUCCGGCGUGGAGCUGCUGACCGGAGCUGGAUCAGGCACCGGUGGAGCGGACUGCUCUAGCUCCGGAGUGGAGCAGCUGACCGAUGCCGGACCAGGCACCGGUGGAACAGGCACGGGCCGUGCCGGACUGGACACACGCACCACUGGCUUGAUGCGAGGAGCAGGAACAGGCCGGACCAGGCUGGCGACGCGCACCACUGGCUUGGUGCGAGUGACAGGAACAGGCCGGACCGGGCUGGAGACGCGCACCACUGGCUUGGUGCGAGGGACAGGAACAGGCCGGACCGGGCUGGAGAUGCGCACCACUGGCUUGGUGCGAGGAGCAUGAACGGGCCAGGCCGGACUGGGAACACGCACCACUGGCUUGGUGCGGGGAGCAGGAACGGGCCGGGCCGGACUGGGAACACGCACCACUGGCAUGGUGCAGGGAGCAGGAACGGGCCGGGCCGGACUGGGAACACGCACCACUGGCUUGGUGCGAGGAGCAGGAACGGGCCGGGCCGGACUGGGAACACGCACCACUGGCUUGGUGCGGGGAGCAGGAACGGGCCGGGCCAGGACUGGGAACACGCACCACUGGCUUGGUGCGGGGAGCAGGAACGGGCCGGGCCGGACUGGGAACACGCACCACUGGCUUGGUGCGGGGAGCAGGAACGGGCCGUACCGGAGGGGUAAGUGAAAUGUACAGGGAGUACACUGAGGAGCCCCCGUGUUUAGGGUCAGUGUGGCGGAUGUGUUGUUGCCUACCCUCACCACUUGGGGGCGGCCCGUCAGGGAGUCCAGGAUCGAGUAGCAGAAGGAGGUGUUUAGUCCCCGGGUCCUUAGCUUAGUGAUGAGCUUGGAGGGCACUCUGGUGUUUAACGCUGAGCUGUAGUCAAUGAACAGCAUUCUCACGUAGGUGUUCCUUUUGUCCAGGUGGGAAAGUGCAGUGUGGAGUGCUAUAGAGAUUACGUCAUCUAUGUAUCUGUUGGGGCGGUAUGCGAAUUGGAGUUGGUCCAGGGUUUCUGGGAUGAUGGUGUUGAUGUGAGCUAUGACCAGCCUUUCAAAGCAUUUCAUGGCUACAGAUGUAAAUGCUACAGGGCGGUAGUCAUUUAGGCUUGUUAACAUGGCGUGCUUGGGCACAGGGACUAGUGUGGUCAGCUUGAAACAUGUAGGUAUUACAAACUGGGUCAGGGAGAGGUUGAAAAUGUCAGCGGGCCAGUGCAUGCUCUGAGUUAGGGCUGGGCGAAAUGGCCUAAAUAUCAUAUCUCGAUCUUUUCAAACUUAUGGGCGAUUCACGAAAUAUACCUCCAUUUUUUUUAUGUUUUGUUUAAAUAAACGUUGUUGAACAAUUAAUUGUCAAAACACUACAUUUCAAACAGUCAACAAUAAUCGAAUGAAUUCAGGGCUGGUGAAGUUAUACCUAGGCUAAAGACACAGUGCAUUCAGAAAGUAUUCAGACCCCUUGACUUUUUCCACAUUUUGUUACUGUCACGCCCUGACUCUGGGGACUCGUAUAUGUUGAGUCAGGGUGUGCAUGUUCUAUGUUGUGUAUUUCUAUGUUGGUGUUGGCCGGUGUGGUUCCCAAUCAGAGGCAGCUGUAGCUCGUUGUCUCUGAUUGGGGACCAUACUUAGGCAGCCUAUUGGCACUAGUGGGUUGUGGGAUCUUGUUCCGUGUUAGGUAUGUUGUUUGUGUACCUUGGACUUCACAUUUCGUUUCUUGUUUUGUCGUUGUGUUUAAUAGUCAAAUAAACAUGUAUGCAUAUCACGCUGCGCCUUGGUCUGACCCGUUCAUCAACGAUCGUGACAGUUACGUUACAGCCUGUCACGCACGUUGACUGAUGACUCGUGGAACCAAGGCGCAGCGUGAUAAGCGUACAUCUUUAAUGAUACACAACACACGAACAAAACAACAAAACGAAAUGAUACGUGAAGUCCUGAGGUUACACACACCAAACCUUUACGGAUCAAGAUCCCACAAACUAACUGGUGCCAACAGGCUGCCUAAGUAUGGUCCCCAAUCAGAGACAACGAGCUACAGCUGCCUCUGAUUGGAAACCACCCUGGCCAACAUAGAUCUAAACGAUCUAGAACAAAAAACAUAGAAAACUAAACAUAGAAAAAUCCACACCCUGGCUCAACAUUUAAGAGUCCCCAGAGCCAGGGCGUGACACAGCCUGAUUUUUCUUUUAAUCCCUCAUCAAUCUACACACAAUACUCCAUUAUAACAAAGCAAAAACAGGUUUUUUGAAAUCACAUUUACAUAAGUAUUCAGACGCUUUACUUAGUACUUUGUUGAAGCACCUUUGGCAGCGAUUACAGCCUCAAGUCUUCUUGGGAAUGACGCUACAAGCUUGGCACACAUGUAUUUGGGGAGAUUCUCCUAUUAUUCUCUGCAGAUCCUGUCAAGCUCUGUCAGGAUGGAUGGGGAAAGUCGCUGCACAGCAAUUUACAGGUCUCACCAGAGAUUUUCGAUUGGGUUCAAGUCUGGGUUCUGGCUGGGUCACUCAAGGUCAGUCAGAGACUUGUCCCGAAGCCACUUGGCUGUGUGCUUAGGGUCGUUGUCCUGUUUGAAGGUGAACCUUCGCCCCAGUCUGAGGUCCUGAGCGCUCUGGAGCAGGUUUUCAUCAAGGAUCUCUCUGUACUUUGCUCUGUUCAACUUUCUCUCGAUACUGACUAGUCUCCCAGUCCCUGCCGCUGAAAAACAUCCCCACAGCAUGAUUCUGCCACCACCAUGCUCCACCGUAGGGAUGAUGCCAGGUUUCCUCCAGACAUGACGCUUGGCAUUCAGGCCAAAGAGUUCAAUCUGGGUUUCAUCAGACCAGAGAAUCUUGUUUCUCAUGGUCUGAGAGUCCUUUAGGUGCCUUUUGGCAAACUCCAAGCGGGCUGUCAUGUGUAUUUUACUGAGGAGUGGCUUCCAUCUGGCCACUCUACCAUAAAGGCCUGAUUGGUGGAGUGCUGCAGAGAAGGUUCUCCCAUCUCCACAGAGGAACUCUGGAGCUCAUUCAGAGUGACCAUCGGGUUCUUGGUCACCUCCCUGACCAAGGCCCUUCUCCCCCGAUUGCUCAGUUUGGCCGGGCGGCCAGCUCUAGGAAGAGUCUUUGUGGUUCCAAACUUGGUCCAUUUAAGAAUGAUGGAGGCCACAGUGUUCUUGGGGACCUUCAAUGCUGCAGAAAUGUAUUGGUACCCUUCCCCAGACCUGUGCCUCGACACAAUCCUGUCUCGGAGCUCUACGGACAAUUCCUUCUACCUCAUGGCUUGGUUUUUGCUCUGACAUGCACUGUCAAAUGUGGGACCUUAUAUAGACAGAUGUGUGCCUUUCCAAAUCAUGUCCAAUCAAUUGAAUUUACCACAGGUGGACUCCAAUCCAGUUGUAGAAAUAUCUUAAGGAUGAUCAAUGGAAACAGGAUGCACCUGAGCUCAAUUUCGAGUCUCAUAGCAAAGGGUCUGAAUACUUAUGUAAAUUAGGUAUCGCAUUAAAUGUUUUUGUACAUUUGCAAGAAUUUCUAAAGACCUGUUUUCGCUUUGUCAUUAUGGGGUAUUGUGUGUAGAUUGAUGAGGGGGAAAGAUAUUUAAUCAAUUUUAGAAUAAGGCUGUAACAUAACAAAAUAUGGAAAAAGUCAAGGGGUCUGAAUACUUUCCGAAUGCUCUGUAGACAGGUGUGUGCCUUUCCAAAUCAUAUCCAAUCAAUUGUAUUUACCACAGUUGGUCUCCAAUCAAGUUGUAGGAACAUCUCAAGGAUGAUCAAUGGAAACAGGAUGCACCUGAGCUCAAUUUCGAGUCUCAUAGCAAAGGGUCUGAAUACUUAUGUAAAUAAGGUAUUUCUGUUUUCACUUUGUCAUUAUGGGGUAUUGUGUGUAGAUGGAUUCAUCCAUUUUAGAAUAAGGCUGUAACGUAACAAAAUGUGGAAAUAGUGAAGGGGUCUGAAUACUUUCUAAAUGCACUGUAAGCCUUCCACAACCAUAAGACCCACUAAUUAUUUUAUUAUUUUAUCAAAAUAGUUUAACCUGCUUUUUUGGGGGCAAUAAUCACUAAUCUGUCUAUGAAAAUGCCAUUUUCUGUUACAAAUUUAACUAGAACCAUGCAUAAUGCACAUUCACUAAUAAUGACUUCUACAAUAACUUCUUGUAGCAGGAAUUAGGCUAUAGAAAAUGAACACAGGUCUCAUCAACAAUCUCUCAAGCCCACGUGCUAGUGAUUAGCCAGCUAAUCUUUAUAUUUAAAGUUUAGUCAACUUGGAUCUAUUUGCUAGCCAACAAGGUUGAACUGUUGAAUUGUUAUGAAAACACCCCUGUGUCUGUCUCCAAAUGUUUGAAAAGCAUAUUAGUCUGUCCACUUUGUUCAGAUAUUGAAAUUAAAUGGCCUACCUUUUUUCUCAGAAUGAGGAUGAGUUGCCAAUUCCUUAUAUAAUAAUUGUGUUUUAUGCUUAUUGCACAUUUAUAAAACACAGACUAGACAACUAGUAUAACAAUCUUUGGCUAAAAUGCUGCUAGCAGCACAUGGUACCCCCAUGCCUUGCACAACAAAUUAGGCAUUCAUUUUCCAGAAUCAAUGUUCAUUGAUACUCUCGUUUUAGUAGUGUCUGCUCUGCACGCAAUUUGAGUAGUUGAUACAUUAAAAGGGUAUCGUUAGAAAAGUUAACUUCUCUAUUACAGUAAAAUAAUGUCUCAAUCUGUUUUGUUGUCCAUAUGACCGAUUCUGUUGGACCAAACCUCAAAUGCAAAUAGAGAGAUGUAAUCUCUCAACUUUGUUGGCAUGAGAGGCAGGGGUAGGGGUAUGGUGUGUGUGUGUAAACCAUAGAGGAAGAGGCGAAGCGAGAGGUUUCAGUCUCGCUAAAAUCUGUCCAAAAUAAGGCCAAUGCAUCACGUCAUUAUAUACAGAUCUCUGGUGUAAAUGGGAAGGUCCACACAGCACAGAGGGGUGAAGGAGACGAAACCAAAAAUACAACAUGAGAACAAGCAGACAUAAACGCUCAUAAAAACAAAAGCCUUACUCUGAGUACGCGUCCUGGUACUCUGUCUGGCCCUGCGGCCUUGUGAAUGUUAACCUGUUUUAAGGUCUUACUCACAUCAGCUAUGGAGAGUGUGUAUCACAGUCGUCUGGAACAGCUGGUGCUCUCAUGCAUGGUUCAGUGUUGCUUGCCUCGAAGCGAGCAUAGAAGGCAUUGAGCUCGUCUGGUAGGCUUGCGUCACUGGGCAGCGCGACUGGGUUUCCCUUUAUAAUCCGUGAUAGUUUGCAAGCCCUGCCACGUCCGACGAAUGCCAGAGCCGGUGUAGUAGGAUUUGAUCUUAGUCCUGUAUUAACGCUUUGCCUGUUUGAUUGUUCGUCUGAGGGCGUAGUGGGAUUUCUUAUAAGUGUCCGGAUUAGUGUCCCGCCCCUUGAGCUCAGUGCGGAUGUUGCCUGUAAUCCAUGGCUUCUUGUUGGGAUAUGUAUGUACGGUCUCAGAAGGAUAGAGUUAUGGUCAGAUUUGCCAAAUGGAGGGCAAGGGAGAGCUUUGUACGCGUCUCUGUGUGUGGAGUAAAUGUGAUCUAGAGUUUUUUUCCUCUAGUUGCACAUGCUGGUAGAAAUUAGGUAAAACGUAUUUUGGUUUUCCUGCGUUAAAGUCUCCGGCCACUAGGAGCGCCGCCUCUGGAUUAGCAUUUUCUUGUUUGCUUAUUGCCUUAUACAGCUCGUUGAGUGCGGUCUUAGUGCCAGCAUCGGUUUGUGGUGGUAAAUAGACAGCUACGAAGAAUAUAGAUGAAAACUCUCUUGGUAAACAGUAUGGUCUACAGCUUAUCAUGAGGUACUCUAACUCAGGCGAGCAGAACCUUGAGACUUCCUUAAUAUUAGUGAUUGUGCACCAGUUGUUGUUGACAAAGAGACAAAGAUAAUUGUUCCGACUUCAAAAGCACUUAAACACAAUAAUGUUGGAUUUAUAGUUUCCCACUUACCACAAGCAUGCGAAUGCCCCAAUAAUGUAACUUUAAAGUAUAAUAAACAAUGUUAACAUUUCUAUUCGAGUGUGAUCUUUUGCAUAACAACCGUGGAACAUGUUUAGCUAUAGGAAUAUGCUUAUACACGCUAGCAACACGAGUAAACAUUAGCAAACAUUCUAAAUCAGUUUUUGGCGCCAAAUGAGGGGAUAUGAAUCACGUCCCAAUGAUAUCUCCUUUCUCCUGAAGUGUGCACUCACUUGUUCACUACUUCCCACAACCUAAAAGCAUUGGAUUGGUGGAGACAUGGGGUGGAGUUUCCACCAUAUUUCUUAUUCCAGUUAUUUCCUUUCAUAUCAGUGAAGGGAAGUGAACAGGUGCACACUUUGGGAGGAAGGAAAGAUAAUUGGGAUAUAGCAUUGUCAUAGUCCUGUUUGUAUGUUUGACAUUGUAAUAAAUGUAUGGAUCUGGGUGAGCCUGUCUCUUCUCUCCUCUCUCCUAUCUCUUCUCCCUCCCCCGGCCACAGUCCAAUAUCAGGCCCGACGUACAGUGAGAAGGAGAUGGUCCACAGUGUGCGUGUGUGUGUGUGUGUGACGUCGUGUGUGUGACGCUGUGUGCGCGUCAGUGUGUGAAGUACACUAUGUUUGUAUGUGUAUCUGUGUCUGUAAUUGUAUGGUUUCUACGUAACACUGUGUCCUCCCUUCUCUCGCUCUCUCUCCCCUCCUCCUUCUCUCUUGCUGGCCUGACCAGUAGAGUAUCAUUCCUCGGUGCCCAAUGUCCAGUGAGGAGGAGAUGGACCAGAACUUUUGUGUGUGUGCAUAUGUGUGUGUGUAUAAAGUACACUGUGUAAUAUCCCUUCUUUCCUCUCUUCGCUCCCUCCCCCGGCAACAGUGUAGUACAGUAUCAUGCCUCGAAGCCCAACGUUGAGUCCGGAGAUGGCGUGUUUGUGUGUGUUAGUAUUUUAUGUGUGAAGUACACUGUGUCUGUGUGUUUAUCUGGGGUUGGUUACUGUAUAAUGAAGUCCUCUAUCCCUGGCACGGCUACAGUAGAGUCCAGCAUGCCUCGUAGCCUGACCUUCUGAGCUUGUGUGUGCGUUAGUAGUAUAUACUGUAUAGUGUACACUGUGUAACACAGUCUCCUCUCUCCAGUAGAGUAUCAUGCCUCGGAGUCCUACGUCCAGCGAGGAGGAGAUGGCCCAGAGUUUCUCUGACGGGUCUGGAGGUUUUGAGACAGACAGCUCCAAGGAGUUGCCUGGCCAUGGAGGACCUGGAGGGGAAAGGGCCAGCAGAAGGACCGGCAGGAGGGCAGAGAAGGAUAGGGCCGCCCGCAGGGAGUCACUGGUCUUCUGUGUGGUCAUCCCUGACCUGCAGCAGUCUGUGAGUACACACUUCUGUCUCUGUAAAUUAUUUUCUUAUCAUACUGCAGUAAUAUGCAAUCUAAAUCCAGUUCAAAGCCAAAACAUAAGCACCUUUCACUUUCCAUUUGUGUUGUCAUCCCUGACCGACAGUAGUCCGUGAGUAGGGACAGGGACAUAACUUUUUUGUUUGUUGCAUAUUAGUCAUUUAGUAGACAGUCUUAUCCAGAGUGACUAACAAUCAGUGCAUUCAACUAAAGUAGGUAAAACAACGACCUCAGAUGCAGUAAUUUUAUAACUAACGUUUCGACAGACAAGCUGUCUUCAUCAGGGUAUAAUGACAAACACUGCGGGUCACUAGUUUAUAUAGUUUGGAAGGACACACACAGGUGUCUGUAAUCAUAGCCGGGUGUGGAUUAACGACCACGUCACAAUCAUUGCAAGGAAAACAGGAAAGAAAACAGCAGCUAUCUGCCAAAUCAGUGCUAGUGAGAGUAGAAAAAUAUUUGGGAUGCUGCAUGCUGGUUGGAAUUACGACAUACCGGUAGUUUGUUACUGCGUGUUGCUUAUGUGAAAGACUGAACCCUAGGCUAGUAGAAUUGUUAGUAAAGCACAAAGCUGUUAAAAAAUGAGGUCAUAGCUAUUGUGGGAUAUUUGCGCCAACCUAGCUGCAUAUAGUCAAUAUGAAAGAGCGAGCUACAAUAGCUAUGUACUGUAUAAUGUAUAAACUGAAAGUCACACUGUUCUCAGCCGAGCAGUUAGAUAGAUACAGUGUCAUCAGAAAGGAUUCACACCCCUUGGCUUUUUCCACAUUUUGUUGUGUUACAGCCUGAAUUUAUUAUGGAUGACAUUUAGAUUUCCUUCACUGGCCUACACACAAUACCCCAUAAUGUCAAAGUGGAAUUAUGAUUUUUGAAAUGUUUACAAAUUAAUAAAAACUGAAAAGCUUAAAUGUCGAGUCAAUAAGUAUUCAACCCCUUUGUUGUGGCAAACCUAAAUAGGUUCAGGAGAAAAAAAUGUGCUUAACAAGUCACCCAAUGCAUUGCAUGGACUCACUUUGUGUGCAAUAAUAGUGUUUAACAUGAUUUUUGAAUGACUACCUUAUGUCUUCACCCCACACAUACAAUUAGCUUUAAGGUCCCUCAGUCGAGCAGUGAAUUUGAAACACAGAUUCAACCACAAAGGGAUGUUUUCCAAUGCCUCUCAAAGAAGGGCACCUAUUGGUAGCAGAUAUUGAAUAUCCCUUUGAGCAUGGUGAAGUUAUUGAUUACACUUUGGAUGGUGUAUCAUGUUAUGGGUAUGCUUGUAAUUGUUAAGAACUGGGGAGCUUUUCAGGAUGUAAAAGAAACGUAAUAGAGCUAAGCACAGGCAAAAUCCUAGAGGAAAACCUGGCUCAGUCUGCUUUUCAUUAGAUACUGGGAGAUUCAUUCACCUUUCAGUAGAACAAUAAUCUAAAACACAAGGCCAAAUCUACACUGGAGUUGCUUACCAAGAAGAUUGUGUAUGUUCCUGAGUGGCCGAGUUACAGUUUUGACUUAAAUCUACUUGAAUAUCUAUGUCAAGACCUGAAAAUGGUUGUCUAGCAAAUGAUCAACAACCAACUUGACAGAGCUUGAAGAAUUCUGAAAAGGAUAAUGGGCAAAUGUUGCAUAAUCCAGGGGUGGAAAGCUCUUAGAGACUUACCCAGAAAGACACAUAGCUGUAAUCGCUGCUAAAGGUGCUUCUACAAAGUAUUGACUCAGUGAUGUGAAUACUUACAUACAUUAGAUAUUUCUGUAUUUCAUUUUCAAUACAUUACGACAUUUGUCUAAAAACAUGUUUUUACGUUGUCAUUAUGAGGUAUUGUGUGUAGAUGGGUAUAAUUAUAUAUACUUUUUCAUCCAUUUUGAAUUCAGGCUGUAACACAACAAAAUGUGGAAUAAGUCAAGGCGUAUGAAUACUUUCUGAAGGCACUGUAUGUAAGAGGGAGAAAAAAAGCAAUUGAAAAUCAAUAGCUAGGUUAUUCAGCCACAAAACAUAGAUUUUCUUGCUGAGAAGAAGUGCUGUUGUUUUUCAAAUGCCUUAUCAGAAAUGAACACACACUCUCAGAUAAACCCCCUAGGAUUUUCUGGAUAACAGGCAUAAUGCAUUGCUAUAAUCCUUACUAAUUGAUUGAGCUAAUUCCAGUUGUUUUCUUCCACCAAUACUGUGUAGUGUGCACCUCUGCCAAAUGACUUAAUGAAUAUGGAAUGAUAAUAUUUGUCCUGCUUCUGUUGGGAAGAGGCUAGCUAAUUACUGUAGCAGAAUAUAAUUAGUAGACAUUUACAUACUGUUCUAUACUGGACUUCCUAGUCUAUUCUACUGUAAAUAAAAGCCUAUAUUCACAGCCAUUGUCUCACUGGCAGGGAGACGUGUGCUAUUGUUUGUCCAGAUCCAUCUGUUAGCACCUGCUGCCAGAAUGUAAAAUCUGCAUGUGUAUGUUAGAAGCAGAAAUGUAUGCUUUUUAAACCCAACGCCAGCUGUCGUCUAAUGUUUUGGAGCAGAAAUGUAUGUUUAAACUCCAGGUUUGGUAUUUUAGUAUGAUCUUUACAUGUGUUGUCUUUGUUUUGGAGCAGACAUGUAUGAGGUUUAAGCCCGAGGCCACCGUGUGGGUUGCUAAGCAGCAGAUCCUGUGUACACUGACCCAGACGUUGAGGGACGUGCUGAACUAUGGCCUGUUUCAGCCCGCUGUGGAGGGCCGCAAGUCUGGCUUCCUGGACGAAGAGCGCCCCCUCAAAGACUACCCCACUCCCACCAGCAUCAAGGGGGUUCCAACUCUAGAGGUACAGUAACAGUACUGCUUGGAUCCAUCCCUCAGGUCCUAACCCUAACCCUAGCCCUAGUCCUAACCCUCAGACUAACUCCCCCACCAUCAGCAAAGGGAUCCCAACUCUGGUGGUACAGAAACAGUACAGCUCCAUUAGUCUGUAUUGUCAAACGCACAUCCAUCACUGAUUGCUCCACAACAUACAGUACCUUCAUCAGGCUAUUACUGUUUUGAUCUUCGUCUUGUCAAAUAGAUGCACUCAUGGCUCAAAACGUUAUACUAGCCUAUAGAGUAUGUGGUGGAGCAGUCGUGUGUGCAUUGCAGGCCCUACUUAAUUUAUCCAGUAUGGCUCCAUCCCUCAAGUCCAGUCCUCCUGUAUUGGCAAACGUACGCCACUGAUUGCUCUACAACAUACCUUUAUUAGGCAAGUACGAUGUUGUAAUGGAUUGUGUGUGUGGGCCCUACUUCCUACAUUUCUCCAGCACUGCUCCAUCCCUGCGGUCCAGUAACACAGCACUGGACACACUGCUGAACCCCACCCAGGGCUGCUGUAUAAGCACUUCUCCUGGUUGAUCAUUAUCAAAGAAUCUGGAGAAAUGCAGCCACUUAAUGAAUGAUCAAGGGACUGCAUCACUAUAAUAAGUCUUGUUUUCCAAACAGCUCGGCUGGAUUGUGAUGAGGCGGCAUAGCUGGAAACUCCAUUCUUGGCUCCCUCUCUCUGUUCUUUGUUCUAUAUAGCCUCAGUCAGCGGUCCCCUGGUAUCACUACUACUUAAUUAUUGCCUGCCUGGGUGAUCUUUUAUAUACACCUUAGUUACUUAGUAUUAGACAUAUGUAUCACCAGUUCUGGGCCAGUAUUCAUAAAGUGUCUCAGAGAAGUGCUGAUCAGUUUUGCCUUUAAGAUCAUAACUGAGGCUUUAUAGAACAAUGCUAUGGACAGGGGGGACCUGAUCCUAGAUCAGCGCUCUUAACGCUGAGAGGAUUUUGUGAAUACGGGCCCUGGGUAUGAUUGGGAAGUCAUCUUUUUUGAAUCCCCUACAGUUUCGUUAUAAGAGCAAGGUCUACCAAAAACCCAAUGUGAACGUUUCCAUAGCUGGAAACUCCCUCUUGGCUCCCUCUCUCUGUUCUUUGUUCGAUAUAGCCCCAGUCAGGGGUCCCCUGGUAACGCUAGUACUUGACUGAAGUCUUAAUUACUGCCUGCUUCUUCUACUGGUAGUUGUACUACUUACUUAGUUUUGAAUAUAUGGAUCACCAGUGUCAGUGCUGCAGGGUAUGAUUGUGGCUGUUUUGUUAGUCAGGAUCAUUACGAGAUGAUUAUAAGAGACAUUAUAGGGUGGUCAUGCUCAUGAUAAGUCUUACAAUGCAUUACAACAACAUCAUAAUGCAUUAUUACCUGUUGGCUUUAAGUGAAGCGUUUCCUUAAUACUCUUCUCCUAUUUACAGUUCCGUUACAAGAGCAGGGUCUACCAGCAGCCCAAUGUAAACGAAAAGGAGAUUGCCAAAAUCCACACGGAGGUGAGAAAAAUAAAUGAGGCUCUAUAUUCCCUUUUUCACUUCUUUCAGGUUGUACAAUAGAUUCAUUAUAUUCACUGCAAUGACUUUGAAUAUCAAUUGCUGGUGUCAUUUAUUGUAUUGGAUCAGGUGAAAGCUAUACCUUGGACAGGUAUACCCUUUUCACACUAUGUAUCCGCCAAUGAUGGAACCGUGCUGGAAAGGUCAAUGAAGAAAAGACAAUUUCAGCGGCAGUAGAGUAUGGCUCAAGACACUACAGUCGUGUGAAAAAUGAUAUUAUUAACGGAGCUUGUCUUUGAGAUUUUCAUUGUAUUAUGAGUGAAAGAACAUCUCAGGUCCUUUCUCUGUAAUACUGAUCAAAUCAAUGCACUAUUCGGCUACAAGCUGAAUAUAAAGUGUAAAUUAUUGAAGUGCAUUACUUCCAUGGGCUCAAUAUUUAGCAGGUACGUAUUUUAACACAGAACAAGAUGGAGUAUUGGAUUGAGACAGAAAACGACUGAGUCCAGGAUAAUUCCUAUCACUGUCCGGGAAUGCCAUACUAAAUAAUUCACCUAUCAAAUUCCAUCCCUGCUGUUUUCCCUGUUCUUUCAAGUCCACUCUUCCUUUGUGUGUGUUUGUUUGCGCGUGUGUGUGUGUGGUGUGUGUGUUGGAGUUGUUCAAAGUGUGUGUAGCUGCGUUAGAGUGCUCUGGUCAGCGUCAGUCCCCCUGUAGUGUCUCUGUCCUGCCUGAAGGUUGCAGGCGAGCCUCUCUCCCUUUUUGCCUGGCACUGUUCAGUUCAGCUCAGCUCUGGGACCUGCUCUCUUAGCUAUUUAUAACUGGCCUGGAAAGCAGCACAUGUGUCCCUGGUCCCUGGGGAAAGCACCAUGAGAAGAACAGCAGUGCAGAGACCUGUGUAACCAUCAUCUGACCUCCCUACUGUACCAACCUCCCUGUAUCACACAUCCGUCCUCUCUCUCUCUCUCUAUCUCUCUUUCUGCUCCCUCCUACUCCUAGGCCAACUAUAGGAAAUUCAUGGACCACAUUCAGCAUCACCAGCUGGAUAAAGUGGCAAAGAUGCUGGAGAAAGGCUUCGACCCCAACUAUCAUGACCCUGAAACUGGUGGUACGCCACACAUACACACACACACACACACACACACACACACACACACACACACACACACACACACACACACACACACACAGGCUCUGUCUCAAUAUUGUGAUGUGCACCUCAUGUUGUAUUAUACAGCAGCUGCUUCUGAGAAGUAAACAGUGUCCAAUCAAUUAUGAAUGGCUUAGUUUAUUGUAAAUGGAAAUUAGAGAUCAGCUCACCUCAAAUGUUUUUAAAGUCUCAGUCUACGGCCACAGUACAAUUGCUUGUGUUUUUGUGCACCUUCAUUCUGUGGUACUUACAGGGCUGGUUUCCAGGACAAAGCCUAGUCCUGGACUACAAAGUUAUUUCGAUGGCCAUUCUUCUUUGAACAUGCCUUCUAUUCCAGAACUAGCCUUCUAUUCCAGGAAACUUACCCAUAACAUUUUCUUUGAUGAUGUUAAUGCAAUAACAUAUAUAUAUAUAUAUAUAUAUAUAUAACACUAAACAACACCAUGUUGUGUGUUUGUUUUGUAGAAACUCCACUGACCUUUGCAGCCCACCUGGACAAUAUGGCGCAGGUCAUCGUUGUGUUGAAACAAGGUGGAGCACAUUUGGACUUCAGAUCACAAGAUGGGAUGACCGCUCUCCACCAUGCAGUCAGGGCCAAGAAUCAGGCCAUGCUGAAGGUUAUCCAGUAACUCUAUGCCUUUUACAGCUAAUAUAAAGUCGGCCACAAUUCCCUCUCUACCCCUUGGCCUUACCCUUUGAUGUGUGCGUGUAAGGUUGAAGCAAUAUAGUGGAAGAUCCACCACUACUGCUUUUCUCUAGACCCUUCAGAUCUGCAGACAUGGAAGGGUUAGGGCUAAGGAGAUGGAAGAGAGAGAUAAUUAGUGUCGACUGAUACCUUUAGAUUUUUAUAAACAAUCUUUCCCAUAACACCCCACAUAUAGGAAUCGUAGUUGAAAACGUCCUGCAUAUAACAUAUGUGACCAACCACAUCGAUUUGGUCUUAUGUAGCAAAAUUUGAAUGGUGUUUUUUACAUUGGAUAAAAGUAGAGACUCAUAGCUACAACAUGGUAUAUCAUACACUGCAGUUGAGGAACAAUGGGAAAGUAAUUCUGCUUUGAAAGUUGAUAAACUUGUAACCUCACCUUUGAGAAAAUGGCCCUUGAAUGUUUUGGUAAACCUACUGGAGAGCUUUUCUUUGUCUACACCCAUUCAGCAUCAUUCACACCCUCUUAAGCCUUAGCCCCACCCAUCUCUUUAAGGAUUCACAUGUGAGGCCAUGUGCUAAACAGAGUGAGUAAGGUAGUGUAGUAAACAACCAAAGAUUUCAAGACUGAAAAGUGGUGAAAGUAGUAGCCUACAAUAAGGAAAAACUCCAGGUAAAAAUACACUUUAUCUAGUCCUUGGCCUCUAUCCUAACCUGACUUUGAAAGUGUCCAGAUACAAAUAUUUUAUAAAUAUUUUAUGAUUAUUAGAUUAUGCUUACCCAGACACUUGUCUAAAUUGAUGGGUCAUGUGAAGGAAAUGCUAUAACCACCCCCCAGCCACAUCUAGCUAAAUUGAUGGGUCACUAUUGUCUAGACAUUUACACAUGUUCAUGUAAUACAAUAGAUGGCCGUAAUCACCCCCAGACACACCUGGCUAACUUGAUGGGUCAUGUAAUCAUUCUCUUGCGAAGUGGAGUCUUUUGUUUAGACAUGUAGCUAGCUAGCUAGCUAAACAAUUAACCGUAAUCCCAACCCAUAGGUACAGUACAAACAGAUUGUCAUAGCUAGCCACCAUGCAUUAAAUUAAAAUAACUUUCUGACAAAAUUAGAAAAGUAUAAUAUCUGAACAUUUUGCUAGACUCUUACAUGUAUACAUGGAGCGGGAAGGUUCCUGUCUUUUUCCGUGGCUAAACCAACUAGUCUCGUAAUUUAACAAUUGUAUUCAUAUUUACAGAUGGCAUACAAGUUUGUCAUUAAGGCACAUGAAAGUUGUCAUGUUCCAGAAGGCAUUUUUGCCAAAAACGCUUUUUGAUUAAAAUAAAUAUUAAAAUAUUAAAAUGCUUCUCCUGUGAAGUAGUGACAUAUACAUAGCUUCUUGAAACGGGUCACAUAUUGUGGCUUUAUCGGGUCCACUCCUUAGCUAGAUAACUAAUUAGAAGAACAAUGAGACUGUAGAACCGGCCAACCGGGUUUUAAAGGAAAGAUUCACCCACUUUGAACGUUAUAUUGUUUUUGUGCAUACAGUGGGGGAAAAAAUUAUUUAGUCAGCCACCAAUUGUGCAAGUUCUCCCACUUAAAAAGAUGAGAGAGACCUGUAAUUUUCAUCAUAGGUACACGUCAACUAUGACAGACAAAAUGAGGAAAAAAAAUCCAGAAAAUCACAUUGUAGGAUUUUUUAAUGAAUUUAUUUGCAAAUUAUGGUGGAAAAUACAGUGAGGGAAAAAAGUAUUUGAUCCCCUGCUGAUUUUGUACGUUUGCCCACUGACAAAGACAUGAUCAGUCUAUCAUUUUAAUGGUAUGUUUAUUUGAACAGUGAGAGACAGAAUAACAACAAGAAAAUCGAGAAAAACGCAUGGCAAAAAUGUUAUGAAUUGAUUUGCAUUUUAAUGAGGGAAAUAAGUAUUUGACCCCUCUGCAAAACAUGACUUAGUACUUGGUGGCAAAACCCUUGUUGGCAAUCACAGACCUCAGACAUUUCUUGUAGUUGGCCACCAGGUUUGCACACAUCUCAGGAGGGAUUUUGUUCCACUCCUCUUUGCAGAUCUUCUCCAAGUCAUUAAGAUUUUGAGGCUGACGUUUGGCAACUCGAACCUUCAGCUGCCUCCACAGAUUUUCUAUGGGAUUAAGGUCUGGAGACUGGCUAGGCCACUCCAGGACCUUAAUGUGCUUCUUCUUGAGCCACUCCUUUGUUGCCUUGGCCAUGUGUUUUGGGUCAUUGUCAUGCUGGAAUACCCAUCCACGACCCAUUUUCAAUGCCCUGGCUGAGGGAAGGAGGUUCUCACCCAAGAUUUGACGGUACAUGGCCCCGUCCAUCGUCCCUUUGAUGCGGUGAAGUUGUCCUGUCCCUUUAGCAGAAACACACCCCCAAAGCAUAAUGUUUCCACCUCCAUGUUUGACGGUGGGGAUGGUGUUCUUGGGGUCAUAGGCAGCAUUCCUCCUCCUCCAAACAAAGCGAGUUGAGUUGAUGCCAAAGAGCUCGAUUUUGGUCUCAUCUGACCACAACACUUUUACCCAGUUCUCCUCUGAAUCAUUCAGAUGUUCAUUGGCAAACUUCAGACGGCCCUGUAUAUGUGCUUUCUUGAGCAGGGGGACCUUGCGGGCGCUGCAGGAUUUCAGUCCUUCACGGCGUAGUGUGUUACCAAUUGUUUUCUUGGUGACUAUGGUCCCAGCUGCCUUGAGAUCAUUGACAAGAUCCUCCCGUGUAAUUCUGGGCUGAUUCCUCACCGUUCUCAUGAUCAUUGCAACUCCACGUGCUUUUGUGUUUCUUCCAUUUGCGAAUAAUCGCACCAACUGUUGUCACCUUCUCACCAAGCUGCUUGGCGAUGGUCUUGUAGCCCAUUCCAGCCUUGUGUAGGUCUACAAUCUUGUCCCUGACAUCCUUGGAGAGCUCUUUGGUCUUGGCCAUGGUGGAGAGUUUGGAAUCUGAUUGAUUGAUUGCUUCUGUGGACAGGUGUCUUUUAUACAGGUAACAAGCUGAGAUUAGGAGCACUCCCUUUAAGAAUGUGCUCCUAAUCUCAGCUCGUUACGUAUAUAAAAGACACCUGGGAGCCAGAAAUCUUUCUGAUUGAGAGGGGGUCAAAUACUUAUUUCCCUCAUUAAAAUGCAAAUUAAUUUAUAACAUUUUUGCCAUGCGUUUUUCUGGAUUUUUUUGUUUUUAUUCUGUCUCUCACUGUUCAAAUAAACCUACCAUUAAAAUUAUAGACUGAUCAUUUCUUUGUUAGUGGGCAAAUGUACAAAAUCAGCAGGGGAUCAAAUACUUUUUUCCCUCACUGUAAGUAUUUGGUCAAUAACAAAAGUUUCUCAAUACUUUGUUAUUUACCCUUUGUUGGCAAUGACACAGGUCAAACGUUUUCUGUAAGUCUUCACAAGGUUUUCACACACUGUUGCUGGUAUUUUGGCCCAUUCCUCCAUGCAGAUCUCCUCUAGAGCAGUGAUGUUUUGGGGCUGUCGCUGGGCAACACGGACUUUCAACUCCCUCCAAAGAUUUUCUAUGGGGUUGAGAUCUGGAGACUGGCUAGGCCACUCCAGGACCUUGAAAUGCUUCUUACGAAGCCACUCCUUCGUUGCCCGGGCGGUGUGUUUGGGAUCAUUGUCAUGCUGAAAGACCCAGCCACGUUUCAUCUUCAAUGCCCUUGCUGAUGGAAGGAGGUUUUCACUCAAAAUCUCACGAUACAUGGCCCCAUUCAUUCUUUCCUUUACACGGAUCAGUAGUCCUGGUCCCUUUGCAGAAAAACAGCCCCAAAGCAUGAUGUUUCCACCCCCAUGCUUCACAGUAGGCAUGGUGUUCUUUGGAUGCAACUCAGCAUUCUUUGUCCUCCAAACAAGACGAGUUGAGUUUUUACCAAAAAGUUCUAAUUUGGAUUCAUCUGACCAUAUGACAUUCUCCCAAUCCUCUUCUGGAUCAUCCAAAUGCACUCUAGCAAACUUCAGACGGGCCUGGACAUGUACUGGCUUAAGCAGGGGGACACGUCUGGCACUGCAGGAUUUGAGUCCCUGGCGGCAUAGUGUGUUACUAAUGGUAGGCUUUGUUACUUUGUUCCCAGCUCUCUGCAGGUCAUUCACUAGGUCCCCCCGUGUGGUUCUGGGAUUUUUGCUCACCGUUCUUGUGAUCAUUUUGACCCCACGGGGUGAGAUCUUGCGUGGAGCCCCAGAUCGAGGGAGAUUAUCAGUGGUCUUUUAUGUCUUCCAUUUCCUAAUAAUUGCUCCCACAGUUGAUUUCUUCAAUCCAAGCUGCUUACCUAUUGCAGAUUCAGUCUUCCCAGCCUGGUGCAGGUCUACAAUUUUGUUUCUGGUGUCCAUUGACAGCUCUUUGGUCUUGGCCAUAGUGGAGUUUGGAGUGUGACUGUUUGAGGUUGUGGACAGGUGUCUUUUAUACUGAUAACAAGUUCAAACAGGUGCCAUUAAUACAGGUAACGAGUGGAGGACAGAGGAGCCUCUUAAAGAAGAAGAUACAGGUCUGUGAGAGCCAGAAAUCUUGCUUGUUUGUAUGUGACCAAAUACUUAUUUUCCACCAUAAUUUGCAAAUAAAUUCAUAAAAAAUCCUACAAUGUGAUUUUCUGGAUUUUUUUUCCUCAAUUUGUCUGUCAUAGUUGACGUGUACCUAUGAUGAUAAUUACAGGCCUCUCUCAUCUUUUUAAGUGGGAGAACUUGCACAAUUGGUGGCUGACUAAAUACUUUUUUCCCCCACUGUAUCUGAGUGAUUCCUGGGGUCAAUUCAUGUUUUCAUGUGUAUCUGAGCUAUUGCCGUUCAAACAGGUAGAAAUACAGCUGGUGUGUAUUUAGCUCAGAUAUACAGAAUAGCUCAGAUACACAGUGUAGAGACCCUACAUUGCAGAGUAGGGGAGAGUGGGGUAAGUUGAGCCAAAGGGUUAGAAACCAUACACAAAAUGUAUAAUCUGGCCAUAUAUUAUGGAAGAGGCGAUAAUUUCAUGGCAUCUGUGAAGGAUGAAACCAUAUUGAAAAUGUAAGCAAGUUAGGUAAAAAAAAACGGAUUUUCACAAAGUCAAAUGAAUGUAUUAUGUUAUAGGUUUCAUGACGCUUGUAUCUGAAGUAGAUCGUUCUGAGAUUGUUUUAUACAUCAGUUGGAGUCUUUAUAAGAUACAAUAUAAGGUCCUAAACCUAGCAUGAAAGUGCAUCCUUGUAGCUGUGUGGGUAAUAAUAUUAGGCAAAAAUGUUUGCCUUGGGAUAAGUUGAGCCAAUGGCCACGGGUAAGUUGAGCCAAUGGCCACCAUACCCCAUACAAAUUAUGACUACAUUUUGUCAGUUUUAUGCAUAAUAUGCAUAGUAUUAGUGCGAUGUCAUGCAUAUGAACUCAAUAUAGUGCAUUUUUUAUGUUAAAGAGCAGACAUCAUCAUGCCCUGUUUAUACAAACGUAAAAAAAGCAGGGGUCUAGCCCCCGUUGAGGUUCUUGAGCGAGCAGCAAAUGAAGUGAGAGAAGGGAAGAAGUCCAUACGAGCAGCAGCAAGGGAUACAAAAAUUGACUGAAUUGACAAAAAAGAAAACGAACAUGUACCUAUGCGAAAAAGAGGCAAUGAUAGAGUAGCAGAGGCACACAAGGUCUUAUCUGAUGACAUGGAGUCUGAGCUUGCUAAACAUAUCAAGAAUUUCACAGACCAGUGUCAUGGCCUUAGUAGCCUCAAAUGCAGAGAGAUUACAUUUUACAUUUGAGUCAUUUAGCAGACGCUCUUAUCCAGAGCGACUUACAGUUAGUGAGUGCAUACAUUUUUCAUACUAUCUACAGUAUAUCUGAAUGUAGGCAUACAUUUAAGCUAUACAGUACCACACCCCACAUUCCAUGUAUUAAACUUGGACUUUUCCAGCACCAUCACCCACUGUCACAGGACACCAUCACCCAUUUACCCUAAGCCGGCUCAACUUACCCUGACCCUAUGCUCAACUUACCCCAUACCCGGGGUAAGUUGUGCCAAGAGAUCACUUUUUUGGAUAAGCUAUAUUUUCCAAACUGUUCAGUUUACAUGAAUUCUGAUUAUUUGCAGGGAUACACAACAUCCUGAAAUAUACACUUAUCGGCCAGUUUAUUAGGUACACCCCAUUCAUGAAAAUGGAUCACCCCUACAUACAGUGAGUCACGUGGCCGUGGCUUGUUAUAUAAAGCAGGCAGACAGGCACUGAGGCAUUCAGAUACUGUGCGAUUGAACGUUAGAAUGAACAAAACUAGUGACCUAAGCAAUUUUGAGCGUGAUAUGGCGUGCCGGAUCCAGUAUCUCAGAAAUGGCCACCCUCCUUGGCUUUUCACGCAAAGUGUCUUUACCGAGAAUGGUGCGACAAAUAAAAAACAUUCAGUCAGCGGUAGUCCUGUGGGCCGAAAACAGCUCGUUGAUGAGAGAGGUCGAAGGAGAAUGGCAAGAAUCAUACAAGCUAACAGGCGGGCCACAAACAGACAAAUAACGUUGAGGUACAACAGUGGUGUGCAGAACGGCAUCUCAGAACGCACAACUCGUUGAUCCUUGUCACGGAUGGGCUAUUGCAGAAGAUAACCACACCGGGUUCCACUCCUAUCAGCUAAAAAUAAGAAGAAGCUGCUCCUGUGGGCACGCAAUCACCAACACUGGACAAUUGAGGAGUGGAAAUAUAUUGCCUGGAACAUGACAGUGAGUUCAGUUUACUGGAGUGGCCUACGCAGUCCCCAGACCUCAACCCAAUAGAGCAUCUUUGGGAUGAGAUGAUACAGGCUGUUCGCAGCAUGAAUGUACUACCGUCCAAUCUGGAGCAACUACGUAAUGCAAUCGCUUCAGCAUGGACCAACAUCCCUGUGGAACGUAUCUGACACCUUGUAAAAUGCCCCAAAGAUUUCAGGCUGUCCGGGAGGCAAAGGGGGGGUCAGACCCGGUACUAGAUGGGUAUACCUAAUAAACUGGCCGGUGAGUGCAUGUAGAUAUCUUUGUUAGAAAGAAUACUAUAUUUCCCUUGACGUAGUGAUGCUGAAUGUAAAAACACUCAACUUACCCCACUCUCCCCUACAAUGGCUCCAUGUGGUGUCACUCCUUCUCUGUGGAAGGUGUGCUGCGGCGAUGAGGUCUCACUUCUGGGUUGAGGAGAAUGGGUUGUCCCCUGGGUUUUGGGUGUCCUCGCGAAGGCUGGUUGCUUGUCCUCUUUAUAGGGCACCAUCCUGUCCCUGUGCAGCACCACGGUCCGGCCUCUGGGGGCCAUCAUAGAAAACUUCUCCAACUCUUUUGAUCACAUAGCAUGAUCCAGUUGCUAUUCAGCUUUGUACUCCGCCCUUUUACCGUCUUCGGACCAUACACCCACACAAGAUCACCAACCUGGAAGUCUUGAACUUUGACAUGUGCAUCGUAGCUUCGCUUCUGUCGCAUGCCUGUCAGUUCCGUCGUCUGCUGAGCAAAGUGGUGGGCCACCUCCAAGCAGGCCUGCAGCUGACGGGAACACUCAGAACCUGCUGUGGCAGCUGGUGCGUCAGGCGGCCGCCCAUAUGCAAGUGGGGUCCUCAAUUCUCUCCCCAGCAUCAACUGUGCAGGAGUGCAGCCCGUUGACUCCUGCACCUCACUUCGAUAGGCCAUGAGAAUGAGGGGAAAUUGGAUGUCACAAUCACUCUGGUCCUGGGCAGUCUCGAGGGCUAGUUGGGCACCUAAAGUCCACAUGAAUCUUUCGACUAGCCUAUCGCUGUGCAGAUGCAAAGGGGUACUCCGCAUCUUCCUGAUACCCAGCCGUAGAGGUCUUCACGGGUCCAAAAAGUUGGAUCCGUUCCGAAAUGGAUCCGUGGCUUUCCCACCCGACCCGAUAUGCAUAAAUAUAUAUUUUUUAAAUGUAGACCUUUUCCGAAAUGGACCUGAGGACAAUCAGACACGUUCCGAAAAUACCUUUGUAAAAACAGACCCAAACAGACCCGUUCAGAUCUGAGAGUAGAAAGAGAGAGAGAAAGAAACCUCAGACCUGGCACUGCCAGUGUUGUGGAAAAUAACCACUAUACUUUAUUACAAAUAAGGUCUUACAGAGUUUUUGUUGCAUCAAGAUAUGAAUAUAUUAGAGUUUCAACAAAGCCGAUGCCAGUCUGCAGAAUGGCACCCCCUCUUACUCUCUCCCUCCUUCAUAUAUAGUCCCCUCUUCAGUUUCCCGCUCUUUUAUUGCUCCACCCACUUCCUUUGUCUCUGAGGGCGGCUAAACUCGACUUUUAUUAUGCACAUAGUACUCCAACCAAUUACUCACUCCCCUGUCUUGCACACACACUCAUGUUUAGUUUAACCAUGACAAGGCCCUAAAUCCUUGAAACAUACACAAACCCCACACACACAGUGACAUGACCCAAUUCAAUUCCUGGCCCAGUAACAAAGAAAUCUAACUCUAUGCCCAGUUCUACCUCAUAGUCCAUUAAACUCUACAGUUCAUUAAUAAUAAUUCACCACAUAUCCCCCCUCAUGGGAUUACUAAUCCCAUAACCUUACAAAAGUAUAUUAUGUUUAUGCUAUCAAUCACCAUCUUUGCAUUCAAAGUUAUACUCAUAAUGAACAAUAUUAAUAUUUCUACUUAAACCAAUUCCAAUAUAAGUGUUAUUGUCCUAACACAUUAAAACUAACGUAGCGCUGUUUUAGCCAUACUACCUAGGACAUGUUUAAGAAUAAUAUCAAUAUCUUUAACUCACAUAACUUCAUUCAGAUCAAUCAGUCAGCUUACAAUUCAUAAUCAUACUCAAAUUAAUUACCCAAAACAAAUUUAGAAUGACAAUUCUUAGUCAUCUUGGUUCCAUCAUUCAAAGUUAAAACUCUCACCAUGGCACAUAUUGACACUGGCAUACUGUAUAGUUAUAUUAUCAUAAUUCUAGCAUUACCUUCCUCAUAACGAGAAUUACAACAGAUCAGUAUCUUAAUGCAUUCCUAGUCUAAAUUACUAUACAUUUAGCAGUGUAUAAUACCUCCUCAAUUCAACAUACUACUACCUCAACUAACACUCCCUUCCUCUACCGGCACUCAGUCUUCUGGCGUCUUCAUUAUGUUCUUCAGAGAGCUUCAUAGUUAAUCUUGGAUUGCCCAUGGCAAUGUCCCAAUUCCAAUGUCACACCUGAGCCGCCCCACCUCCACCUUCAUUCUGUUUUGUCCAUUUUGCCAACCAGUAUACCCAAACUAUGAGAAAUGUUGUAUUUGAAUAGAUCUCUCUUCCUGCUCACUCCACAUGGACUCCUGUCACCUUCUUGAGAGAAAAGGCAUAAAAGAGAAGGCAAUUUAUUGCUUUGAUUUGAUGCUGGUUCUGAUUCAGGUCUCCUGGUAGAGGUGGUGCUGGACAGGAACGUCUUCAACGCCUUUGUUGCUCCUCUUCAGCCGGGUAGAGGGUGUUUGGUUUUUAUUGAGGAUCACACCGUUCUGGACCGAAUUAUCUCUGAUAUGCAUUAAGACACCAUCCGUAGUAACCUCAGGAAAGGACAGAUCAUAACAGUUUAGUUGAGUUCAUUUCUAAUCCAAAACAUCCCUAUAAGAAUUGACUAUAUGACAAAUUAUUAUGUUUCACCACUCAUUCUUAAUACCAAUUUCUAAUACUUGAUCCUGCUGCCUGAUAGAUUUUUCUUUGAGGGGUCCCUGCAUUCCAAAGGCUAUCUGUUUAAAUGCCACCUAGUUUCACAUUCUCCCUUGAAUUCUCCCAAAUUAUAUAACCCAAUUGUUUUAUUGUAACAUUCCUAUAUUUGCUCAUAGUCUAUUUGACAUUACUCUGGCGUUUCCCCUUUCCUUGUUCCUAUUCUAACAAUUGCUUACACUUCUCUCCCCAUCCUGGUUGAUCAUAAAAUUGUUUAUAUUUAUAAUUUCCUAAAUAUUACAAAAGUUGUGAUUGAAUCCUAGCACAGUCCUGGUAACUGUGAAGAUUUUGAACUACUGUUAAUUCUUUAAACGGAGAUGUGGUGCAUAUUAGACUAUUUUCUUUAUUUAUUUGUAAUGUAAUAUAUUGUACUCAUCUAUACCAAUCAUUGUUUAACGGCUCUUUCCAUUCCCUUCCUUCUGUAUUUGGUAUGGCUCUAACAUGUACAGGGUUUAGUGCACUUUCCCAAGGAAUAACUACUCCUACAACACUUUCCCCUGGUUAACCCAAUAAAGUCCCAUAAGAUUUAAACCCCUAGGCUUUUCCGUAGCCGCAAAUACAGUCAAUUUCUCCGUGUAAGGAUAUUUGAUCCCAAGUAUCUAUUAAAAUGUUGUUUGAGACGUGAGUCUCCUACAUCUCCCUCAUCAUUCAUUCUGUAGGGGAUUUCCAUCAAUCCCAGAAAAGACUCCCAACCAAGACACAUCAGACAUUAUCAUUUUUCAUUAAGUGGAAUAUACACCUAUAACAUAACAAACCCAUAACCACUUUCCAGUAAUCUAAUCAUUUCAACCUGUUGCAUUGAUUUUAGUACAAAUAUAAAUUGUAGUGUAAUCAAUCCAGAACCUACAAGAAGUUAGUGCUGUCCCCUGUCCCCUAGUCCAAAAUAAAUGCUUCUCUAGCUAUCCUGAUUUGGUCCUUCCCACGAGUUCUAAGACUGCUGCCAUUCAGCUAAGCUGGGCCCAUUCCCUUGCCAAUUACCCUGUUGUGGUUGCCUAGGCCACCACGGCUUGGUAGGACAAUCCCUUCUUGUAUGUCCUGAUUGACUGCACCUCCAGCAAACACCUGGUCUUCUUGGUCCACCACUCUGGUGUGUCUGAUGCUGUGGUUGGUACCAUUGAUUAUUGGGUCUCUUUUCAUUAUUCUUGUUUUGCCGCUGUCCAGGAGACUGUUGUGUGUACACAUUCACUACUGGUAAGGUAGUAGAUCUUUGGCCUUGCUGCUGAGGCGGUAUCUGUUGACCUUCUUGGAGAACAGGUGUAGUUUGUGUUUUCUUUUUGUCCUUUCCUGUCAUCUCUUCCAGCUGCAACUGUCCCAGUUUUCUCAGAAUCUCUCUCCAUUGCUCUGCCAAUUUCCGUUCAUCCCUCCUGCAUUUCUCCAUUGCGUGGAUAAUAUGGUCGCAGAAUUCCUUGCGUGAUUCUGCCGUUAGUCCCACCACAUCUUCUAGUUGGCUUCUGACAGGCGUUGGCAUUGCUUCCAUCAAUGAUAUCCUCAUCAGUGGAUCCCCCUCUGGAUCUCUUUCUGUUUCUUGUCGCCACCUCCUGAGUUGGUUGUCCAGGUAACCUGCCAGGUUUUCUUUAUCCCCCAAUGGCUCCCCUCUUAGUGCUUAAGGGUCUAUUUUGGCUGGAUACUCUAUUCUCAGAGUGUGCCAUAGUCCUGGCCUAUAAUUGUCAAAGGCCACUCCAUCCAGUACUGUCCUCCGUACCGCCGGUAUGAGGCCACCUGCCUGCAACAGGUCCUCCAUUUUGGCCACUCCCACCACCCUGGCCAGCAAUGCCUUCAAGUCUCCCACCGUCAGUAGCUUCCCCAUCGUUUGUUCUUCAAAUGUUCUAAUCCGUUUCCCUUCUCCUUCAUGCAGGUUAGGCAGUCUGGUCACCAGGCCCUCCCGGUCCUGUGAUCCCCAGGGCACAUAGUGAACCUGUGUCCCCUUUACCAAAAUGGGAUAUUGAGCUCCAUAUUUUUCUGGCUUUCUUAUUGUCCUUCUGCUUCUUAAAUCUGAUUUUUCCCGAUGGGCUUGUAGUGCCACACCUAAUUAUGUUGCUAUAGUCUCGCCUCCUGUGGCUCCUUGCUGUGAUAAUCGUCCCUCUGUCUCCCUCUGUUCUUGAUCAGAGUCAGCAUACUGUCCAAGUUCUUCACCUUCCUCAUCACUUGUAUUCCCCCCAUCUCUUUGCCCAUCAUACUCUUGUUCAUCUAUCCCAUAAUUUUCCAGCUCCGUUAACAUCCCCCUCAGUCUUUCAUAACAGUUUAUACCUAAAUGUGAUUGUUCUCCUCUUCUUGGUGUGGAAACCUGCUGCUUCCUUUUUUCUUCUUCUAUCUCUACAUUCCCUGUUAUUGAGACUAGACCUGUGACCUGAGAAUACUGCCCCCUUCUGUGUAUGGUGGUGGUGCAGUUAAACCAGCCUUUUAUGGUCCACUCUCCCUCUCCAUUAGUAUCCUUCUAGCCUUGGCUAUGCUGUCCCUCCAACUCUUUCCUUCCUCACAGAAUAUUUUCAAGAUUUCUCUCAUUCUCUCUCUUCUUCUUUCCAAAAAAUGAGAUUAUCCCUUUCUUUUAAUAUUGUUCUUAUCCUUUGUUCCCUUGUCUCAUCUCCCAUUAAAAUAAGACAGUCACUCCCCUGUGCUUUCUAACUAUACUCUUAUUUCCCUUAUCUUAUCCCAAACCUAUAAAAUAGCCCUGGAGACUUUUCCUGUCCCCAGUUUUUUUCCCAGUACCCUAUUGGUUCUAGGUCGCUAGACCACACCCUACUUUCCCCGAUCAAUAUCCUUGUUACUCUACUUUUCAAAAACCCUCCCGUUGUACUAACAUACUCUAUUUUCCCGUAUCUGAACUUUUGUAUCUGUUUUCCCGUGGUUCUCUUUCUAAUCUUCGUCUCGGCAUUUAUUCCCAAACCUUGGCUUUCAACUCUCCCUUUUCCUUGUUUAUAUCUGGACUGCUACUCCCUAUCCUAAAUUCUCCUAUCUAGAUUUCUAUUAUUAAUCUCACUUACAGCUCGAUUCGUACUCGCUAGUCUGUCUCUCUUUUACCCGCGAACUAAAACAUGGCAUUAGUAAAGUCUAUGCCCAAACCACCAAUAACUAACAGUAUAUUUGCAUUCAUAUUAUUAAAAUACAUUACUUUCCUCUGUCUACUCAAACAAUUCACUGUUGAAAUUCUAACUUCCCUAUCAAAUUGCUUUCCUUUGUUAUCAAUUCAAAUCACGGCCUCAGCUCUAUCGCAAUUGCCAGUCCGCUAUUCAAUAUCUAUAACUGUCCUUUCUGAUUACGCUCAAAUUAAUAAAACACUAAAAAACUAGAUUUUAGUGAGUAAUGCAGGACUAUGCUUUAUUGAAAUGACAAAUAAAUCCUCCUUUAUCCUAAUUAAAAUGGUCUGUAGUGGUUCUUAUUUCUUGCACAUACCAUACUUAUAAUUUAGCAGUCAACGAGUCAACUCUACAUUCGUUGAUUUGGUAACAGAUCUAACGAAUUUAAUCAAAUGGAUUAUGCUUCCCCCCCCCCCCAAUUUACUACAAUUCCUUUACUAUAUCACCUCUGCUCCUGAAAUGAUAGAUAGUUAUUAUACUGCUUAACCUUUUCUACCACACGCUCUAUGUACUGUUUCCCACCCCCCACGUACGUCUACGUGUUUGGGCGCACAAGCCAGCACUCAUAUAUUAUUUCACUUUUACCCACCCUCUAAUAAUCACUUAUCCGCACAUAACAUUCAACAUAUUUUAAUAUUAUUCAUAUCAACCACCGCAUUCAUAUUUCUAAUGAUCCUUUAUUCCCGGAAGUUAAAUUUUACCAUAUCACAUUCACACACCGCUAUUUACCAACAUACAAUCAAUAUUCUUUGACAUUCCACUAUGGUUAAUUUUACCAUAAUCCUAUAUUACUCCUAAAUAUCCCAACAUGAAUUACCCCCUAAAAGCUUGACCGAAAUUCAAUGUGUCGACGUCAUAUGAUCAUCCCCGUACACGUGACCUGUUCCUCCAACAGGAUUACUCAUACCCCUCCGGGAAAAGACACACACCUCCUUUUCUUCUUCUCCCAGUUACGUGAGAAGCAUCAAAAUGACCUAAAAUAUAGUUCCUUUUCUUUCUCCACAAAGAAAAGGCUAUUAUUUACAGGAUUUAUUUUUAUUGUCCGAUCACCCACACAGAUAAGCAGCCACUCGUGCUUAAAUGAAUCAGACAGAAUGACCAGCAGGACGAACAAAUGUGUCAGACGAUUGAACGAAGCUGACCAAAUGACAAUUUAAUCACAAUUGAAUGAACCAGAGACGCUCAAACAAACCAUUCCCCCGUACAAGAUGAGCAGACCUACUCUAUCUAAUUAUUUCUCUAUUUUUUGAAACCCUGGUGGCGUUCACAACCGUUCACCUACUUGAGAUGAAAAGCGCGACUUCCAAUUGAUGGUGUCACCUACUCAGGAUGACCUACUUUCUUACCCGAUUAGCUGUCUAAUUUGUGCAUCCCCUCCUCCAGGAUAAUGCACACCUACCCGAGCAGUCCUCUAACAAUGAACUCCACGUUAGAGCGGUACCGUAGGCCCUCUCAGUCUUAUGUACAACUCUUGGCUAGCCACCUGCCCGUCCAGUCCUCUGGAGUGCUAACUUAGCUCUCCACAGCGGUACCACAGGAUUUAACCUAUUUACACUUUUCAACAAUCACAUUGCAUGCAUGCUUAUUCUUUAUUCCAACAAAAUCUCUGUUCUUCUGCUAAAUUUUGUCCUUAAAUUCUGGAGAGAACCCUUCCGUACCCUACCCUCAGAUUCAGCUUGAUCGAAACACACAGUUUAAGUAAGAACGUCGCUUACCUUUGUUUAAACAGUGGCCACUGAUUGUGUGAUUCAUCAAAAUCUCCUCCGAUGGCAAAGCACUCAAAGAUCUCUUAUAAACCAGUCCUGCCGGGAUCGCCAAUUAUGUUGUGGAAAAUAACCACUAUACUUUAUUACAAAUAAGGUCUUACAGAGUUUUUGUUGCGUCAAGAUAUUACUUUAUUAGAGUUUCAACAAAGCCGAUGCCAGUCUGCAGAAUGGCACCCCCUCUUACUCUCUUCCUCCACUCACUCCCCUGUCUUGCACACACACUCAUGUUUAGUUUAACCAUGACAAGGCCCUAAAUCCUUGAAACAUACACAAACCCCACACACACAGUGAAAUGACCCAAUUCAAUUCCUGGCCCAGUAACAAAGAAAUCUAACUCUAUGCUCAUGAUUAACCCAGUUCUACCUCAUAGUCCAUUAAAGUCUACAGUUCAUUAAUAAUAAUUCACCAUACCAACUGCAUCAAUAAACAAGCAAUAUUGGCCAAAUGACCCACAGUUACAUGUCCUUAAGAAAUGACUAUAACAAAUGACAAAAUAACGAUUCAUUGUGUUUCGAUGUGUAGCAUAUUAAAAACUUUAUAGCCUAUUGUUUUAUUGGUUUUUACUUUCCUAAAACAAUAAUUGUCCACCUCACGGUUUAGCUGUCAGAGAUUUGAGCGCUAAAUGCAUCAGGGCAUUGCAUGCAUAUAGGCCUAUAGGCCUAGGCAUCGACUGUAUGAUAUUAAUAUUUAAAAAAUAAAUAUAAAAGGAAGAGAAGCUUAGGUGGCAUGUUCCCGACACCAACAUGCAUUCUUUAUCCUUGUCAGAUAGGCUACUACUGCUAUACAGAUACAGGCAUACAGAAGGAUGCUAAUUUGUAAAUUUUCGAUCAGAAUAUUUUUUACAAAGAAAAACAUGAUAUUGUUAAAUUAAGGCGUAAAACAUUCUUCCUCACCUCAAGUUCAACUGUCGGAGUCAGAUGGAGCUCCAGUGUGCAUUGCCUUCAUAGGCCUGCUGUAGCUAAGACUAAUAAUAGCCAUACCAUACCACACCUUCACAAAAGUUUCUUAACUGUUCAUUUCCUGGUAGCAGCUCUGGGAGUAACAAAGACCCACUUCGGAGUAACAAAGACCCACUUUGAAGUAACAAAGACCAUGAGGCAACUGCGAUAGAGGUUCUACUGGGGUCAGAGCAGACAGGAUGUUGAAGACUACUGCCGGGAGCUGCUACCAGGCAAUGAACAAGGUUGGCGAGAACUGCAGAUGGAUGAUCCUGACCUCAGGAUGGUCAUGGGUUGGCUGGAGGAAGGGUCCUGGCAACCCUGGGAAGAAGUAGUGGCACGGUCUGCUACCGUCAGAGGUAUAUGGUCUCAAUAGCCAAGCUCCAAGAGGGAGGCUUGACGAGGUAUUAGCUGGAGCCAAGUGGUGGUGCCCAAUGAUCUUUGAGAAAAGGUGUUGGAGGCACAUCAUGGAUCCCUGGGCAUUGGCCACUUUGGAGUAAUAAAGAGAGUAACAAAGACCCUGAGGCAAUUGUGAUAGAGGUUCUACUGGGGUCAGAGCAGACAGGAUGUUGAGGACUACACUUGCCGCUGUGACACCUGUACGGCCCGUAAAUGUCCCCAUAAAUCAAUCCUCUGCUCUCAUGCAAUCUUUCCAGGUAGGGACACCCAUGGACAGAGUGGCAGUUGAUGUGUUGGGGCCAUUACUAUGGACCUGCAGAGGAAACCAGUUUGUGCUAGUAGCCAUCGACUACUUCACGAAGUAUCCGGAAGUGUACCCCAUACCUGACCAAGAAGCAACAACUGUGGCUGAGGCCUUGCUUCAAGAGAUGUCCAGGUGCUUUGGGAUGCCAUCGGUACUCCAUUCCAAUCAAGGCAGGAACUUUGAGUCAAGCGUAUUUGCCGGAAUGUGUGACUGGCUAUGUAGAGGUCUUCACGGGUCCAACAGACCCAAAAUUCUGAGAUCCGACCCACUUCCUCUCUUCAACUUGCAGGUUCAUGGCCUUACGGGUUUCUGCUCGAUCACAGUCGCGGCAUUCAGGAGCACAUGGCCGCCGGGACAGGCUAUCAGCGUUAGUAUGGCUUUCCCCGGCUCUGUGUUGGAUGGUGAAUUGUAUUGCCUGGAGCUGUUCAUUGCACCAAGCUACUUGUCCUUCUGGAGCCACUUAAGGCAGCAUGAUCGGUUUGUACAUUGAAAGGAAGGCUUCAAAGGAACAUGCUUGAAUUCGAUGACUUCUAGAAGCUCCCGGCGUGUUACACAAUAGUUAUUCUCUGGCUUGUCAAAGAUGUGACUGUAAUAGGAAAUAACUCGUUCUCUUUCCUGGGUCAGCUGUGACAAAAUCGCACAGAGGCUUUCAUUACUGGCAUCCGUAUCGAGGAUGAACGGUUUCCCUGGAUCUUGGGCGAUGCACACGGUCUUCACAUAAAGCCUGCUUCAGGGUGUUAAAGGCUGUCUCUUACUCCGGCCCCCACUCGAAGGGGGUAUUCUUCCACAACAGAUGGUACAAAGGGGUGGCCACAGUGGUGAACCCAGCAAUGAAACGUCUGUAAUAGGAGGCUAGCCCUAAGAAAGACCGUAGCGUGGUGUAUGUUGUCGGGUUUAGGCCAAUCCCUGACAGCGACUACCUUAUCCGACUUCUUCAUGAUUCCUGCAUGGCUGACUCUGUGUCCGAGGAAGGUAACCUCUUUCUGCAUGAAACUGCACUUUCCUGCAUGAAGCUUCAGCCCAACUCUUUGGAUUCAGCCCAGAACUUCCUUCAAGUUUUCCAACGCAGACUUGUCCCAUGCACCAGUAGGUCAUUGAGAUACACCACACAGUGUUCUUGGGGCACAGCUUUGAGAACCUUCUCCAUUAGCCUCUUGAAGGUGGCAUGGGCAUUGCACAAGCCGAACGGCAUAGUGGUAAACUUCCAUAUGCCUCGUCCUGUUGUGAAGGCAGUUUUCGCUUUGUCUUCAGGGGCCAGCGGUACCUGCCAGUAUCCGCUCCGUAGAUCCAGGGAGGAUAACCUUUUUGAGGACCAUGACUACGGGGGAGGCCCACGGACUAUCAGCCGGUUCGAUAGUGUCGGUAGAUGCCAUCAAUUCAAUGAGGUCAUCGCUGCACCCAGUGGGUUCAACCUACAUCAUUAGGGGUGACAGCAAAGCUGUGUCGGAAUGUGUAAAGCAUUGGUGCUCUUACUUCAGUUACUGUGAUCAAGGGAAGUUCGGUGGCUUGGGGUUGGCAGAAGAUCAGAAGGUCACUGGGUGGUAGAAGGUCAGGAUGGAUAAGGGUCACUGUGGAACUUGUGUCCAGUAGUGGCCCUCAACCCAAACAUGAACUUGACAGCAGUUAAUGGGAAGGAGGGUGUGUACAGACGGGGAGGGGGUCUGGAAGAUGAAGGGUGUUUAUCAAUUAUUUGAGGAGAGAUGAAGGGUGGCCCGGGUCACUCCUCUCUACACCGGACCAGGGCCGUUUCCUGAAGUAUUGGCCAAGAGGAUGGAGUCAGGGGCUAGACAAUAACGCCAUGUGUGGCCUCUCUGGCUACGCCGGUAGCAGAUCUGUUGUCAUUCCUCUGGAGACAUCAGGUUAAAGGAAGGUGGAUGCACUGGAGCCGUGCUGAGGGAAGUUGGUGGAAGAUGUUGGAGGGCACAAUUCUGGGGGCGAGUCAUCACUUGGUUAGGGAAGCAUCCAAAACCUUUGAUGAGUAUGUCUUCCACCUCCUGCGCCCGCUUUAGAGCUGCCUACAGCGGCUGAGGGUUGUGGAGCUGAAUGCAUCUCUGCUUAACACUGAUCUGGUAGCUUCAUCAAACUCAGGGUAACAUCUUUGUGCUAGGUAGUGUAGUUUGGCUGCAAACACACCCAGCUUCUCUCCAGGGGCUCGGCAUCUUGCAUUGAACCUCUGUUGCAUCACUGCAGGGUGUGUGGUGUUCCCAAUGCACCUCUCCAAGGCCCUGGCUAUUACCUGUGGGUUAUUCAGGUUGGCCACUGUCACAUCUAGUUGCGCUUUCCUAGCCUCUCCCUCCUACGCUGAAGCUAGCUGCAUUGCUCUCUCUGCUGGUGACCACUGAUUGGCAGCAGCUAUAAGCUCAAACUGGGUCUCCCAUGCUGGAAGUCCAUCGGAACUGCCGAUUUUCAAGUGCCACUGUGGGACAGCUGGAGAAGGCAAGGGCUGGUCCAAAGUGGCUUUAAAGUUCGCCAGGGCAGUAGUGAUAGCAGCUGCUAGUGAGAUCACUACAUCCUCAGCCUGGCUGGUAGCAUUAGCAUGCCUAACUGGGGCUUGAGGCAUAGCAUAGCUAACAUCAUCUUCAUCUGUGCAUCUGGGGUAGCAAGCAUGGCUACUUUGUGCAUAACUCUCUUGGCUGGGGUAAACAUUAGCAUAGCUAACUCCAGUGACUACUGCGAUAAGCCUCUCUGUCAUCAUAAGGGAAUGUGCAUUCGGGUUUGCUAGCAUGGCUAACUCUUGUCUGCCAGCUGCGUGGGUUAGCAUAACUCUCCGGGCUGUGCUCUACAUUAGCUAACUCCAGUGGCCUGGCUACUGCAGUAACCCUCUCUGUCAUAAUAAGAGCAUCUGUUAACAUUGCUACUUCCAAGGCCUGGUCUAGAGGGCUAAAGUUAGCAUUACUCUCUUCACUGUAGCCAUAAGCAUUACCAUCAGGUAUCCGGUUAGCAGGAUUGGUGGUGGGGAUGGAGCUUGCCUUCACAGUAACAUUUCCCAUUACAUCCACAUAGUUAGCAUUAGCAUCACAAGCAUUGGCAUCAUCAUCAGUGAUUGCAUCCUGCUCUCUACCUUCCAGACAUUCUGCAAAGUGCCCAUGCCGGGGCUCUCUCUCCCCAACAUACUGUUCCAGGGGCUUCUGAAGAUCUGCCCAAAGGCCCUCUCCAUCGUCGUGCCCAUUCUCUGCAUAAAACCCUCUUCAACUCUGCUUGCAUUGUUACCCUCUAGUUCUGAGAUACAAUUAGGUUUUUGCUCACCUUUUCGUGCGUUUGUCUUUUUCUUUCAUGUUGCCACAGCCAGCAUGGGUAACAUGGGGGCUGCCAUCUUGUUUGUUUUGGUUCGUCGGCUGCUCCACGAGACUCGCGGGGUGAGCUGGAACGGUGCUUUCAUCAAUACCUGAGGUAACUCGGUUAGCAGAGUAGCUGUGUGUUUCUGUGGAAGUCUUCUGAUCUCUUUUCUUUUCACGACGAGCUUCAUCUGAUGACCACUUCUUCGGCGUCUCCGGAGGAGUAAAGAUUGUAAAGUGAUCCAAUGUUUUCUCGAUUGUAUCCGUCAUGGCGUCUUCUCUCCAGUAGCUAGCUAGCACGAGGGGAAUGGAGGCUUGGCUAAUCCCACUUCUGAGCACCAGUGUGGCAUUAGCAGGUCCACUCCUUAGCUAGCUAGCUAACUACAAGAACGAGGAGACUGUAGCUCAAGCUGAACCUGUAAACCAGGUUUUAAUGCCCUCGAAAUACAGGCUAACACAGGGUUAGAAUGAUUGUCCUAAAACAAUAAACGUGUCUGGCUCACUGUAUAACUUAGUGGAACUCUGAGGAGACGUUAUCACUCUCCACUCAGUCUCGAUCUGUCUCGCUCUCACUCAGAUCACCCUCAACCCCCCAUACCUAGUGGCUAUUUGAACUAGGGGCAACUCCUUCCCCCAUAAUUUCCCCAUGAGCCCCCCACAUAAUAGAGCUAAAGGGUCGCUACAAUAUUGUAAAGCAAUAAAGAGGAUCAUACAUGUUUAUAACAAGUUAUAAAGCAUUCUACCUGCAGGCUUUAAAGUAACUGUCCAGUGAAAAUCUCACUUUUAAAAGUUAAUGUUCUGUUAACUCAUACCCAAAUAAUGUUGUUGACUCAUCAAAUACUAAUCCUAUACUACACUGAACAAAAAUAUAAACGCAACAUGUAAAGUGUUGGUCCCGUGUUUCAUGAGCUGAAAAGAAAGAUCCCAGAAAUGUUCCAUACGCACAAAAAGUUUAUUUCUCUCAAAUUCUGUGCACUAAUUUGUUUACAUGCCUGUUAGUGAGCAUUUCUACUUUGCCAAGAUAAUCCAUCCACAGGUGUGGCUGAUUAAACAGCAUGAAGCUGAUUAAACAGCAUGAUCAUUACACAGGUGCACCUUGUGCUGGGGAAAAUAAAAGGCCACUCUAAAAUGUGAAGUUUUAUCACAUAACACAAUGCCACACAUGACUCAAGUUUUCAGGGAGCGUGCAAUUGGAAUGCUGACUGCAGGAAUGUCCACAAGAGCUGUUGCCAGAGAAUUGAAUGUUUAUUUCUCUACCAACGUCAUUUUAGAGAAUUUGGCAGUACGUCCAACUGGCCUCACAACCGCAGACCACAUGUAACCACGCCAGCCCAGGACCUCCACAUCUGGCUUUUUCACCUGCGGGAUCGUAUGAGACCAGUCACCCAGACAGCUGAUGAAACUGUGGGUUUGCACAACCGAAGAAUUUCUGCACAGAAACCGUCUCAGGGAAGCUCAUCUGUGUACUCGUCAUCCUCACGCUUCUCCACUGGCAUGCUGGAGAAGUGUGCUCUUCACUGAUUAAUCCUGGUUUCAACUGUACCGGGCAGAUGGCAGACAGCGUGAAUGGCGUCGUGUUGGGCGAGCGGUUUGCUGAUGUCAAAGUUGUGAACAGAGUGCCCCAUGGUGGCGGUGGGGUUAUGGUAUGGGCAGGCAUAAGCUACAGACCAUGAACACAAUUGCAUUUUAUCUAUGGAAAUUUGAAUGCACAGAGAUACCGUGACGAGAUCCUGAGGCCCAUUGUCAUGCCAUUCAUCCGCCGCCAUCACCUCAUGUUUCAGCAUGAUAAUGCAUGGCCCCAUGUCGCCAAAGAUCUAUACACAACUCCUGGAAGCUGAAAAUGUCCCAGUUCUUCCAUGGCCUGCAUACUCACCAGACAAGUCACCCAUUGAGCAUUUUUGGGAUGCUCUGGAUCGACGUGUACGACAGCAUAAUCCAGUUCCCGCCAAUAUCCAGAAACUUUGCACAGCCAUUGAAGAGGAGUGGGACAACAUUCCAUAGGCCACAAUCAACAGCCUGAUCAACUACAGUGGGGAAGAAAAGUAUUUAGUCAGCCACCAAUUGUCCAAGUUCUCCCACUUAAAAAGAUGAGAGAGGCCUGUAAUUUUCAUCAUAGUUACACGUCAACUAUGACAGACAAAUUGAGGAAAAAAAAAUCCAGAAAAUCACAUUGUAGAAUUUUUUAUGAAUUUAUUUGCAAAUUAUGGUGGAAAAUAAGUAUUUGGUCACCUACAAACAAGCAAGAUUUCUGGCUCUCACAGACCUGUAACUUCUUCUUUAAGAGGCUCCUCUGUCCUCCACUCGUUACCUGUAUUAAUGGCACCUGUUUGAACUUGUUAUCAGUAUAAAAGACACCUGUCCACAACCUCAAACAGUCACACUCCAAACUCCACUAUGGCCAAGACCAAAGAGCUGUCAAGGGACACCAGAAACAAAAUUGUAGACCUGCACCAGGCUGGGAAGACUGAAUCUGCAAUAGGUAAGCAGCUUGAUUUGAAAAAAUCAACUGUGGGAGCAAUUAUUAGGAAAUGGAAGACAUACAAGACCACUGAUAAUCUCCCUCGAUCUGGGGCUCCACGCAAGAUCUCACCCCGUGGGGUCAAAAUGAUCACAAGAAUGGUGAGCAAAAAUCCCAGAACCACACGGGGGGACCUAGUGAAUGACCUGCAGAGAGCUGGGACCAAAGUAACAAAGCCUACCAUCAGUAACACACUACGCCGCCAGGGACUCAAAUCCUGCAGUGCAAGAAGUGUCCCCCUGCUUAAGCCAGUACAUGUCCAGGCCCGUCUGAAGUUUGCUAGAGUGCAUUUGGAUGAUCCAGAAAAGGAUUGGGAGAAUGUCAUAUGGUCAGAUGAAACCAAAAUAUAACUUUUUGGUAAAAACUCAACUCGUUGUGUUUGGAGGACAAAGAAUGCUGAGUUGCAUCCAAAGAACACCAUACCUACUGUGAAGCAUGGGGGUGGAAACAUCAUGCUUUGGGGCUGUUUUUCUGCAAAGGGACCAGGAUGACUGAUCCGUGUAAAGGAAAGAAUGAAUGGGGCCAUGUAUCGUGAGAUUUUGAGUGAAAACCUCCUUCCAUCAGCAAGGGCAUUGAAGAUGAAACGUGGCUGGGUCUUUCAGCAUGACAAUGAUCCCAAACACACCGCCCGGGCAACGAAGGAGUGGCUUCGUAAGAAGCAUUUCAAGGUCCUGGAGUGGCCUAGCCAGUCUCCAGAUCUCAACCCCAUAGAAAAUCUUUGGAGGGAGUUGAAAGUCCGUGUUGCCCAGCGACAGCCCCAAAACAUCACUGCUCUAGAGGAGAUCUGCAUGGAGGAAUGGGCCAAAAUACCAGCAACAGUGUGUGAAAACCUUGUGAAGACUUACAGAAAACGUUUGACCUGUGUCAUUGCCAACAAAGGGUAUAUAACAAAGUAUUGAGAAACUUUUUGUUAUUGACCAAAUACUUAUUUUCCACCACAAUUUGCAAAUAAAUUCAUUAAAAAAUCAUACAAUGUGAUUUUCUCGAUUUUUUUUCUCAUUUUUUCUGUCAUAGUUGACGUGUACCUAUGAUGAAAAUGACAGGCCUCUCUCAUCUUUUUAAGUGGGAGAACUUGCACAAUUGGUGGCUGACUAAAUACUUUUUUUCCCCACUGUAUAUGCGAAGGAGAUGUGUUGCGCUGCAUGAGGCAAAUGGUGGUCACACCAGAUACUGACUGUUUUUUUUGGUCCGUGCCACUACCUUUAGUUUUUUAAAGUAUCUUAAAAACAGAUGCAUAUCUGUAUCCCCAGUCAUGUGAAAUCCAUACAUUAGGGCCUAAUGAAUUUAUUUAAAUUGACUGAUUUCCUAAUAUUAACUGUAACUCCUUGAAAUUGUUGCAUGUUGUGUUUAUAUUUUUGCUCAGUGCAUAAAUUGGAGAAAAAAACUAUUCAAAAUCCCCACCUCAAACUUGUAUCUUAAACAGACCGUUUAAAUUGUUUUUGCUAUUUCCUCAUAGAGGAUGAUGUCAUUGUCCUGAGGAGGAUGAGCUGGCCAAUCAGCGGUCUACUUGCAUGAAUGUUUUUAAUGACCAGUAUACACCCACACCAUUCUGUUGUUGGGGUAAGCCCACACCAUUCCAACACAGAAAAACUGCUAUUUAACUUGCUUAAAACUAUUUCGCUCAUAUUGUAAUUAAUUAUAGGUCAUAUUUCAUAGAAAUCUGGAAACAUUGAACAGUUACUUUAAAUAAAGUGUAGCUCAGGUCUGAAGUGUAUCCUAUGUACAGAUCUAGGAUGGAUCAGCUUCCCCUCCCUCAAACCUAACUUUAACCAUUAGUGGAAAAAAUGUGAAACUGACCUAAGAUCAGCAUCUAGCGGCAACGUCUCUUUAAACCUAAAUCGCCCCCCUCAGGCUCUACUGGACCUGGGUGCAUCUCCAGACUACAAGGACAGCCAGAGUCUGACCCCCCUCUACCACACAGUCCUGGUGGAGGGAGACCCAAGCUGCUGUGAGAUGCUACUGAGGGCCCACGCCACCAUCUCCUGCCACGACGAGAACAGCUGGCACGAGAUACACCAGGUGUAGUAAUUGAUUGGAUUUAUAUAGAGGUAGCCUAGUGCUUAAGAACUUUGGGCUAGUAACCGAAAGGUCUCUGGUUUGAAUCCCAGAGCAUACAAAUGUUCCACAUACUGGUUUAGUUGGGAGUCUCAAGUUACAGCGCCUGGGACGGUACUAAAGCAAAUUAGCCAAGCCAUUGAAAUUAUAUGGACUUUAUGAAUUGCUUUGGUUGAGAAGCAAACUUGGCUAGACCAUCAGCAGCAAAACAACAGUAAGAUAGCUCCGCUCAGAUGGUACUCUGACUGACAUCUAGUGUGCAGAACAAGACAAAACAGUUUAGAAUAUCUCUAGUCUACCGACUCCUCUAUGGUUAUUUUCUAUGAUAGUCCCGGUAUGCCUUAUGAUAGCUAGGCUACUGUGUAGACUGUUUCAUUUUCUUUUGACCUGGUAAUUGUUUAUAUUUUUGUGUUUGUGUGGCAGACCUGUAGGUGUGGACAUUAUUUGACCUGGUCUCUGUGUUUGUGUGGCAGACCUGUAGAUAUGGACAUGAUUUGACCUGGUGUCUGUGUUUGUGUGGCAGACCUGUAGAUAUGGACAUGAUUUGACCUGGUCUCUGUGUUUGUGUGGCAGACCUGUCGGUAUGGACAUUAUUUGACCUGGUCUCUGUGUUUGUGUGGCAGACCUGUAGGUAUGGACAUUAUUUGACCUGGUCUUUGUGUUAGUGUGGCAGACCUGUAGGUAUGGACAUGAUUUGACCUGGUCUCUGUGUUUGUGUGGCAGACCUGUAGGUGUGGACAUUAUUUGACCUGGUCUCUGUGUUUGUGUGGCAGACCUGUAGGUAUGGACAUUAUUUGACCUGGUCUCUGUGUUUGUGUGGCAGACCUGUAGGUAUGGACAUUAUUUGACCUGGUCUCUGUGUUUGUGUGGCAGACCUGUAGGUAUGGACAUGAUUUGACCUGGUCUCUGUGUUUGUGUGGCAGACCUGUAGAUAUGGACAUGAUUUGACCUGGUCUCUGUGUUAGUGUGGCAGACCUGUAGGUGUGGACAUGAUUUGACCUGGUCUCUGUGUUUGUGUGGCAGACCUGUAGGUAUGGACAUUAUUUGACCUGGUGUCUGUGUUUGUAUGGCAGACCUGUAGGUGUGGACAUUAUUUGACCUGGUGUCUGUGUUUGUGUGGCAGACCUGUAGAUAUGGACAUGAUUUGACCUGGUCUCUGUGUUUGUAUGGCAGACCUGUAGGUGUGGACAUUAUUUGACCUGGUCUCUGUGUUUGUGUGGCAGACCUGUAGGUGUGGACAUGAUUUGACCUGGUCUCUGUGUUUGUGUGGCAGACCUGUAGGUAUGGACAUGAUUUGACCUGGUCUCUGUGUUUGUGUGGCAGACCUGUAGAUAUGGACAUUAUUUGACCUGGUCUCUGUGUUUGUGUGGCAGACCUGUAGAUAUGGACAUGAUUUGACCUGGUCUCUGUGUUAGUGUGGCAGACCUGUAGGUGUGGACAUGAUUUGACCUGGUCUCUGUGUUUGUGUGGCAGACCUGUAGGUAUGGACAUUAUUUGACCUGGUGUCUGUGUUUGUAUGGCAGACCUGUAGGUGUGGACAUUAUUUGACCUGGUGUCUGUGUUUGUGUGGCAGACCUGUAGAUAUGGACAUGAUUUGACCUGGUCUCUGUGUUUGUAUGGCAGACCUGUAGGUGUGGACAUUAUUUGACCUGGUCUCUGUGUUUGUGUGGCAGACCUGUAGGUGUGGACAUGAUUUGACCUGGUCUCUGUGUUUGUGUGGCAGACCUGUAGGUAUGGACAUGAUUUGACCUGGUCUCUGUGUUUGUGUGGCAGACCUGUAGAUAUGGACAUUAUUUGACCUGGUCUCUGUGUUUGUGUGGCAGACCUGUAGAUAUGGACAUUAUUUGACCUGGUCUCUGUGUUUGUGUGGCAGACCUGUAGGUAUGGACAUUAUUUGACCUGGUCUCUGUGUUUGUGUGGCAGACCUGUAGAUAUGGACAUUAUUUGACCUGGUCUCUGUGUUUGUGUGGCAGACCUGUAGAUAUGGACAUGAUUUGACCUGGUCUCUGUGUUUGUGUGGCAGACCUGUAGAUAUGGACAUGAUUUGACCUAGUCUCUGUGUUUGUAUGGCAGACCUGUAGGUGUGGACAUGAUUUGACCUGGUGUCUGUGUUUGUGUGGCAGACCUGUAGAUAUGGACAUGAUUUGACCUGGUCUCUGUGUUUGUAUGGCAGACCUGUAGAUAUGGACAUGAUUUGACCUGGUCUCUGUGUUUGUGUGGCAGACCUGUAGAUAUGGACAUGAUUUGACCUGGUGUCUGUGUUUGUGUGGCAGACCUGUAGAUAUGGACAUGAUUUGACCUGGUGUCUGUGUUUGUGUGGCAGACCUGUAGGUAUGGACAUGAUUUGACCUGGUGUCUGUGUUUGUGUGGCAGACCUGUAGAUAUGGACAUGAUUUGACCUGGUGUCUGUGUUUGUGUGGCAGACCUGUAGGUAUGGACAUGAUUUGACCUGGUGUCUGUGUUUGUGUGGCAGACCUGUAGAUAUGGACAUGAUUUGACCUGGUCUCUGUGUUUGUGUGGCAGGCAUGUCGGUAUGGACAUUAUUUGACCUGGUCUCUGUGUUUGUGUGGCAGACCUGUAGAUAUGGACAUGAUUUGACCUGGUCUCUGUGUUUGUGUGGCAGGCAUGUCGGUAUGGACAUGAUUUGACCUGGUGUCUGUGUUUGUGUGGCAGACCUGUAGGUAUGGACAUGAUUUGACCUGGUCUCUGUGUUUGUGUGGCAGACCUGUAGGUAUGGACAUGAUUUGACCUGGUCUCUGUGUUUGUGUGGCAGGCAUGUAGGUAUGGACACGUCCAGCACUUGGAGCACCUGUUGUUCUACGGAGCAGAUAUGGGUGUCCAGAACGCCUCUGGAAACACGGCUCUACACAUCUGUGCUGUAUACAAACAGGUGAGAAAACACAAAUCACCAAUUAAUAUGCCAUUUAGCAGACACUUUUAUCCAAAGCGACUUACAGUCAUGCGUGCAUAAAUUUUUGUGUAUGGGUGGUCCCGGGGAUCGAACCCACUACCCUGGCGUUACAAGCGCCGUGCUCUACCAGCUGAGCUACAGAGGACCACACCAAUCAGCAGUCAAUCUACUGUACAGAAGAGGGGGUUAUAUUAUACCAGCUACAAUGUUUUUAUUAUACCACUAGUACAUUGUUUUGGUACAGGCCCAUAGUAAUCAGGGUUAGGGUCAAUUCCAUUUGAAUUCAGUCAAUUCAAGAAGUAAACUGAUUCACUGAAUUGAAAUGGAAUUCACCCCAAUCCUGAAAAUGAUGCUAUUAUUAGCAAGGGGGCAAUUAUGAUAAAAAAUAUCCUGUUGAUUCGUCACAUGGGUAAAGAUUGACUGGAUGCGCUGCUGAUGAUACAUUUCACUGCAAUGGAUGCAUCCUGGGGGAACACUAGUCAAUAUUGUCUUAACAUUUUAAAAUGUAUCCAUCUAUCAUGUUCUGCAUGGGCUUAGAGAUUGAUGGAAACGAAUUAUGACAAUUAGUAAUGUCAUUCAUUACUGUGCGUGUGCCUGAUCCUUGUGUCAAUGGCUAUGAAUUAUAGUUUAAAUGUUAAUCCCUCCACUCUGUCAUAUGAACAUUACACACACACAUGCACACGCAAACACAGAAUAUCUCCCCUGUUCUCUGUAGGGGUCACUGCUCCCAUGA